AUGAAAGGUAAGACCCACAAUUAUGCUUAUGUGGAGUACAUGGGGAGUCCAGGAUCACAAGAGAGGGACACACAGUCCUUUUCAUAUGGCUUCUUCUUAUUUACCAUGUGUCUAGUUGCAUAUGGGGUGUUGCGGGGGGUAGUACGUCUGGUUGACGACACAUCAUAAUCCUUCUAGGGCAGUUUGUCCACCUUUGGUUUCCAUCCUGCACUCAGCUCUCACCUGUGACUCCUGUCAGCACUGACAGCAGCCACACCCCACAAAAUGACUUCAGUUGGCUGCAUAAACCAUGUGAGGGUAGCCAAUGGGUCUUUAACCCUCAAUGUUCUCCUGCAUUAUCUCCUGUUUAUCAAGAUGCCCUUUUCAAGUUGUACUGUAUAGCAAACAUUUUCUGCUUUUGGUGUUUCAUUACCUAUUUGUAUGAAAUGUUUUCAAAACCAAAAGAAAUAGAAAAAAAGGAUGUCAAACUGUUGCAUAAGUAUUUAGAAAACUGGAUACUUUGUCCUAAAAGCAUAUUUCCUAAAAAGAUAUUUCCUGUUAAACUUAUUCCUGUUAAACAGAUUGCCCCUCAGAGUUUCAAAGUGCAGAAGUUCAACUCAAGGCAGCAUUUGUGAAAUAUCAAUAGAAGAAUCUAUCUUUACUUUACAACAUCAGCACAUUCCAUUAUUUAUUUAUAUUAAAAAUAACAACUACAUUGCAAGCAAAGCAUAUUUGCCUUUGAAUUUUCCAUACCGAUUUUUCAGCUUUUACACUUAAUUCAAUAUAUUUUCUUAUUGAAGUUUCGACCCCCCCUUAAUCAGUAAGCUGGGGAGGGGGGAAUCCUGCAACCAACAAAAAAAUGAAUUAUUUUGAGGCAAAAUGGCCUCAGGAAAACUUUAAGUAAUGUAUGUUGCUUUCAGUUCAAAAUGUCUUUUAUGCCAAGUAAGACACCAGACUUUUGCUUUGUGAAAUUACUUAAUAUCUUUCAAAAUUCUAGCCUUUCCUUUUAAUCACAGACAUACAUAUUCUCUCUGACUCACUGUUUCCAAACCUAUUUUUUUAAAUUGUUGUUGUUUGUUGUUUAGUCGUUUAGUCGUGUCCGACUCUUCAUGACCCCAUGGACCAGAGCACGCCAGGCACUCCUUCCCGUCUUCCACUGCCUCCCGCAGUUUGGUCAAACUCAUGUUGGUAGCUUUGAGAACACUGGCCAACCAUCUCAUCCUCUGUCUUCCCCUUCUCCUAGUGCCCUCAAUCUUUCCCAGCAUCAGGGUCUUUUCCAAAGUAUUUUUUAAUACUUUGCCAUAAAGAGGCACCAUAAUAAAAUAAAAAACCCUCACUUUCUGCCAAGUGCAAAACUAUGGAGCCCCAAGAUUCAGUAAAGUUGAUCCUACAUUUGUGCUUUCGGUGUCUCAAAUGGCACAAAAGGAAAAUACAUUAUAUAAUCAUUAUACUAGGGUUGUCAUUUUCGAACAGAAAAGUUGCUGAGCUUUUUGGGCAAAAUCACAAAAAGUAAUGCUGUUAUUGAGCUAUCUUUAUGGGAAAACGGCACUGCCAGCAUGGGCUGUCAUACGUCCAGAUUUUCCCAGUCAUUUUCCCCAAUUUCCAUACUGCCAACUGCAGUAUUCCAGAUAUGCACUGGAAGAUCCAGACAUAUGGCAACCCUAAAUUAUACCCAUUUAUUUUUAAGUAUUAUUUUGUACAUGCAUGCCACCUGAUACCAACCACAUAUAGACUAUAACAAUGACCACAGAAGCUAGGCAUCACCAUAGUUAACCUUCCUUCUCUCACACCAGAAAAUUAGCAGAAACGUGUUUUAGAAAAUGUUCAGAUACAGUCAGGGCCGGAUUUAGGUUUGAUGAGGCCCUAAGCUACAGAAGGUAAUGGGGCCUUUUAUAAGUCCAGCUGUCCUUUGUCAACAACAAAUUGUCGCUGUUUUGUGCGUUGAAUAUAUGCUAUAUCAGUGGUGGCCAAACUUGGCCCUCCAGAUCUAAAGCCAUUUGCACAUAACAAAAUAUCCAGAUCUAAAGCCAUUUGCACAUAACAAAAUAUGUAUUUUAUUUGUUUUUUACCUUAUAUUUUGGAAAUGUACACCCAGUGGUGUUUUUUCCCUUUAAUUUUUUUGGGGGCCCCCAAGAGAGUGGGGCCCUAAGCUAUAGCUUAUACGUAAAUCCGGCACUGGAUACAGUACAUGAUAGAAGGAGGAGGAGGAGGAGGAGGAGGAGGAGGAGGAGGAGGAGGAGGAGGAGGUGUUCCCAUAAUGAAAAAUGUAUUUUACUGUUUGUAACAUAAAAAUAAUAAUCCCCAAGCCCUACAUUGUACCUUUGAAACACGGGAUUAUAUCCAGUUGUGUCCCUCCACUGGUGGAAGGCUCUUUGAUCCAGUGGAUGCUUCAGUGAGUGGAAAUGGGGUGGGGGAAUCUGUCUUGCUCCUGCAUCCCCUCCCUUCAUCCGCAUCACCUCAUAUGAUGCUCCAAAGGGUCCCCAAACCAUAUAGAGUAGAUCAGGAAAGGGGCACAGAUGUCUGCAGGGAAAAGGGGAAAUCAGCAAAAAAAUCUCUCCCACUCCAUUUUUCACUCAUGGAAAUCUCUGCAGAAGGAUGCAACUGGAAAUAGCCUGUGACCCUCCAUUAAAAGUUAAAUACCUUUUAACUAGCAGUUGUUUUCAUCAAGGCAGAGAGAUGUAGUAGAAACUAUUUUGUUGCCUGAAAGCUUGCUAAUUACUUGUUUGAAAGGUUAGGAAUGGUUGGUUUAUACAUGAACGCCAGUACUGUAGUUCCAAAAGUUAUCCUUUAAAAUACUGAACUGGUUCCAGAUCAUUUUGCACAAGGGAAUUAAAGAUUCCCUGCUCCCAUCAAAGUGGCAGACCUAAUUGUCACGAAGCCCAGAGAAAUUAACUUAACCGGGAAACUAAACUAAAACAUAUUUCAGUACUUCUCUCAAGAAGAGCAUUUGCUUGAAAUAUAUUGGGAUUUUUAUCUAAUCUCUAAAUAUGGUUUUUCACCAUUUUGUAUUUGCCCCAUUUCUUGUUUUUAUAUUGGAUCUAAUAAUUAGCAAUGAUUCAAAGAAUAUGUCUUUAAAGAAGUAUUUAAUGAAUAAGAUUAAGAGUGUGGGUGGGAAUAAGCUUUCUGAUGGAAUAUUUAAAGAAAAAGUUAUAUGAAAUGUUUUAAUGUAUGUGUUUACAUAUUUAAUUUAUUUGUGUGUGUGUGUAGCUUAUAUAUUGAUGUAUUUAACAUAAGAUUAUAGGUAUAGAUAGGUAUACCUAUCUUAUAGGUAUUAUUAUAGGUAGCAAAAAUGGGGUUAGUUUGAAAUUUCAAGUUGGGUGCACAAUACACCUUAAAAUACCCACCUUAAAAUACCUACAUGAAAACCGUGAAUACCUUUCAUUUUUGGAAUCUGGAAUUCUGGAUUUCUUUUAGGCUUUGGAAACAUGGAAUAAUAUGGUGAUCCCAAGUGUAAGGAUUUAGCAGUAUGAAGAUUUGCUACCAUGAUUGCUUUGGGCAAUCCUCAAUUUCACUAAUGAAACCAAAUUCAGAACCAUGUGCAUGCCUUUGAUUUUUAGUUAUUUCUUUGAUGCUAGGUAAAAGGUAAAAAGGUAAAGGACCCCUGGAUGUUUAAGUCCAGUCAAAGGCGACUAUAGUGUGUGGCACUCAUCUCACUUUCAAGCCGAGGGAGCCAGUGUUUGUCCGCAGACAGCUUUCCGGGUCAUGUGACCAGCAUGACUAAACCGCUUCUGGCACAACAGAAUACCAUGACGGAAACCAGAGCGCAUGGAAACACCGUUUACCUUCCCACCACAGCGGUACCUAAUAAUCUACUUGCACUGGCGUGCUUUUGAACUGCUAGGUUGGCAGGAGCUGGAGCAAAGGGAGCUCACCACGGAUCUUCUGAUCGGCAAGCCCAAGAGGCUCAGUGGUUUAGACCACAGCACCACCCAUGUCCUAAUGCUAAGUAAUGGCCAUAGUAGACCUCUUGAUAUAGAAUAGUCCAAUAUUAUUUCAAAGGGUGUGCACUUUAUUUCUAAAAAGAAAGAUAGUUUUGGGUGGACUUAUUUCCCCAUAAAGUCAGAAAAAUAAAUUUGACUCAACAAGCAAGCUUUUUCUUCUUUCUUUUUUGCUAGUGAAAUAAUACAUUUCUAGAAUCCAGCUCGACUGGAGAAGUGGAAAUGGUAGAGUUCUUAAUUGAUUGAGGUAGCAUUAGGGAUGAUGCAAUAAUUGCUUUAAUUAGCUCCUAUUAAACUGGUCUGUAAGUUGAUAGUCUGCUUCCAUCUGAACAGCUUCACAGCUGUGCUCUGUCAAUACAUCAGCUCAUUUUAAUCUCUUUGCUUCUGUGCUGUGCCUCUCUUUUUUGAACUCUGGUGUUUUCUCACUUCAUUUCAGUGAUUAGUCAUAUAUCCCCAAACUAUAUACUAAUCAAUUUCAGCCUGAUUAAAGCCUAAAUGUUGCUUCAAGGUGAAGUACACAAGCUUUUAAGUGAUACAAAACUCUUGAUUGGGAGGAAGCAUAUGUGCUUACUUUGCAUAUAGUAAAGCUGGCCAUUUGUAUUUAUCUGCCAAACAGUGAAUAAAAAAUUACCAUACUUCAGCUUCACACCUGAUAAGAAAUCCGAGGAAUCUAAUGGUAAGACAGUGACAACUGGUUUACCAAAUAGUUACAUGCACACUCUCCUAAAUUACCAGUUGGUAAAUUGUUGUCUUUUAUUUGCCUUUGAUACCAGGGGCAGCGAAUUUCCUUUAGUCCGAGGACCACAUUCCCAUUUGGACAACCUUCUAAGGGUGAUAAGACAGUGCCAGAGGUAGAAGUGGGUGGAGCUACAGAUGUGCCUCUGACCUUUGUACAAUAGGCUACAUGCCAGCCUUGCGAAACUCAAGCAUUUCCAUAUAUAUUCAUAAACACAUUUCUCCAUCCUCUAGCCAGGCAAGCAAGAGGCAUUAUCAUAGUUCAGUGAUACACUGAAUGACUCAGUGACGGUGCAGAACUGGGCCAGUGAGCAGACCUGUCUGGGGGAAAGCCCAGGACCCACUGGCAGAGGAAUGGGGGGGAGAGCAUCACCCCUGGCAACAUCGGGGAAGGGGGUACCAUUGCAGCUGCCCCCAGACACGCUGUACAUCCCUCCACUAUGCUGGGCGCCACACCCCCAGGAAACAUGCCACGCCCCCAGAUGCACACCACGCCCCAGGGAUGCACGCUACACGACGAGCCACGCCCCCCACCCCCCAGGAUCAGCACCAGCCACGCCCACACCUUUUCUCUGCCCCCCAGUGCUGGAGCAUGCGGCUUCACCACUGCCCAGACCUCAAAGUACUAGAGAGAAGUAUCUGGAGGACUGUGUUUGGCCUCCUGCUCAAGGUUUCCCACCCCUGUUUUAUCACACAAAUUCAUGCAGAUCCAAAUAUAAUUUGCGGGAGAUAUAGAUUUUUAAAAGACUUGUCUAGUAAUCAGGGUGUGUUUGGCCCCAGCUGGGAUAGCUCAUUCGGUAGAGCGUGAGACUCUUAAUCUCCAGGUCAUGGGUUCAAGCCCUACACUGGGCAAAAGAUUCCUGCAUUGCAGGGGGUGGUCCCUUUCAAAUCUACAGUUCUAUUUGUGAAAAAUAAUCAUCCAGUUUUCGAUCUGUUGUGGAACUACUAUUUUCCUUAACUGUCAUCACAGUGAGAGAGCCAGAGAAACUCAAGAAACUCCCCCCAUCCCAAGUCACAAAAUUCAUUAUGAAAGAAAAUAUUUGUAGUAAUCUCAAAUAGCUGACAGCUUAAUCACAUGUUUCCUUUCAGGAGAACUAAAAAUGGCACCCCUCCAAUACUCAAAUAUUCCCAAAGGCAUGUAAAAUAUGCUACGAUUUUAAUCCAGAAAACUAUGCUAGUUUCUUUUUGGAUAUUCCUGUUCGACACUUCAGAAGGAGCAUUCAGAAAAAGCUAUUAUUAUUAUUAUUAUUAUUAUUAUUAUUAUUAUUAUUAUUACAUUGCCACUAGGUAAUGUGUAAUCCAAGUAAAGAAGAAUACACUCUAGUUAGUUGAUGUUGUUUUCUAAAGUAUAAAACUAUACAAUAAACUCAAACUUUCAAUUCACAUUUAAAGCAGGUAUCAGGCACACUUAACUAACAACAGAAAGGUGAAAGUUAGUUAGUUAUUAGGUAAAGGUACCCCUGCCCGUACGGGCCAGUCUUGCCAGACUCUAGGGUUGUGCGCUCAUCUCACUCUAUAGGCCGGGAGCCAGCGCUGUUUGCAGACACUUCCGGGUCACGUGGCCAGCGUGACAAGCUGCAUCUGGCGAGCCAGCGCAGCACAUGGAACGCCGUUUACCUUCCCGCUGGUAAGCGGUCCCUAUUUAUCUACUUGCACCCGGGGGUGCUUUCAAACUGCUAGGUUGGCAGGCGCUGGGACUGAACGACGGGAGCGCACCCUGCUGCAGGGAUUCAAACCGCCGACCAUGCGAUCGGCAAGUCCUAAGCACUGAGGUUUUACCCACAGCGCCACCCGUGUCCCUAAGUUAGUUAUUAGGGCUAACCAAAAAGUCACAAAAAUGUGGCAGAAAUUUAGCUCCUGCUUUGGGUAGCACCCUGCUUGAUGAAUAAUUUCAGAGAAUGGGGGGAAAAAAUGAAUGUUAUUUUAAAUAACAGGGUUUUUUGUUUUUUUACUUUCCAAACUGAAUUGAAAUCUGAAGCUUUUAUGAUUCAAGGGUUUGAAUGCAUGAUGCAUAAAAUAGUGGCUCCUAUUAUCUGGGAAGAGGUAGUUGCUCUGGUUACAUAACUUGAGAAUGCAAGUUUCAAAGUCAGAUAGAUGUCUCUGUUUUAGUUUUACAUAAUAGACACAUCCACCGUGAUAUACUUGUACAAUGUGAUAUAAUAUGAUACGCCUUCUUCCUAGAUGUGUCAGAUAUCUUCUUGCAAUAUUUCGUUCCUCCUAAAGAAGGAGGUUGGUCAGCAAGUGUGAGAAGAGAUCAAUACUAUUUGAUUGUUUUCCUCUUUAGGGUACUAAUACAUCCGAGUAUUUCACAACAUGCUGUCUAAACCCAGCAAAAACAAACAUGCCAGCAGGAUAAUUAAUUUAAUGAGAUUAUCUCACCGGUGGUUGCCCUUCUUUUGGCAGCACUCACACUUAGGCACAGUCCAUGAAAAGGACUGCGGCUGCAGAUACCCUCAGUGAAAACCUUUUUAUAUUUGCCAAACAAUAUGCUAUGUUUUAAUGAGAAGUAUAAAACAAUGUUUUUUUAAAAUAAAUAUAAAAUAACAUUUUAUUUCUCCUGAUAAAUAAAAACAAUUAUCUUUCUUAAAGGGAGACUUGUUUCUAAGCAAAUGCUGGAUAUCACACUGGCAGAUUACUGCAAUUUAAUAUGAUAGAAUAUAAGUAAUGGAAUGAAUAAAUAAAAAUGAACACCUUGUUGGAAUAGGUUGUGUGUGCUUCUACCACUUUUCAGUUUGAACUUUACUUUGCAUGAAGUAAAUAUAUACUUUAUAUACUCUCUCUCUCUCUCUCUCUCUCUGUGUGUGUGUGUGUGUAUGGCUGCAGUCCUCUGUACACUUACUUACCUGAGUUCAGGUGGGAUUUGCACUACAUGAAAAAUAAAGUGAAAUGGCAGCAUAUUCCUAUAGGUAACUCUGCUGCUGCACUAGUAGAAAUUACCACCAUAUCUAAUGCAUUGCUCGGCCAAGAAAGAAGGAAAUUACACAGCAUGGAGAAUAUAAAAAAGUGGUGUAGAAAGUACAGACAGAGCCCUAGAAUCCCUGGAAGUACCAUCAUGGCCCACCAUUCAGGGGCGGUGCCAGUGAGCAAGAGCUGAGCCAAUAUGGUAUAGGAUUGCACCCUGAUAUUGAUUAGCAGCAACUGUAGCAGGGAUUAAUGUUGUUACAUGCAUAUUUAAUCUUCUGGGAUUCAUUCCAAAGCCUUACUUCUCCUUGGACUUUGAAAAAUAACAGCAAGGCCUCACUGGCAUUAACCUGCAACUUUUUUUUUUUUGUAACAGAUACCAGUUUCCCACAGGAAACUGCAAGGCACUGCUGGGCAGCUCAGAAUAAAUUAUUAUUACAUUAAAUAAAUCCCUUAAAAUAAGUCUGGAUUCUUCAGAAAGGAUACACACAAACCUUAAUAAAUAAAUAAAUCUGUAGCUCUUUUUAAACUCCAUACAUUUUUGUGCUGCUGUGUUAGCUGUGAAAGCCAUUACUACUAAAGAGAGGGUAUUUUUUGUGACCUAAAGUGACUUAGAACUAAAGGCUAAAGAGGUCUGAUUUAUUCUGAUGAAUUUAAAGGCCACCUAUGACACUCAGGGUGAAUUAUAUCUUCUUCCUCUUUUUAAUUCAUAUGAAAAUAGCAUUAUUAUUAUUAUUAUUAUUAUUAUCAUCAUCAUCAUUAUCACAAUCAUCAUAAAUUUAUGUUACUGUUAGAGUUUAUUUACCUGAAUUUGGAGAUUAUAUAUUUACAUAUCUGUUAAAGUAGUUUUUAAUAUAUGCAUGCUGGUCUCCAUAUAUGAUGCAAAGCUGUAAAUCCUCAUAACUCUAUUUCAUUCUUCACCAAUGACAGCCGUGAAGUCAGAUUGUAAUUCUUGCACUGUGAAGCAUCUAUAUACAAGUACUUGCUUGGCAAAUGGAGUACUGCAAGGCAUGCAUUUUCUUCCCCGUUAAGUUUUUUGGGUUUUUUUAAUUCAAGGGUAAAUGUCAAAACAAUGCUGUAAAACCAAUUAAGAAGAAAGAAAACAAGAUUAGAGGUGCUACUUGAAUUAUUUAUUGUUGUGCACUGUUGCCAAGUCUUUAAAUAAGUAGUUAAUAGACCUUACAGUAACUCUCUUUGCAAUACAGUAAUUUAUUUAAUGCACUUUUCAGCAAUGCACAAGCAUUAAUCUGAAAGACUCCAUGUUGAUCUGUACUGUACCUUUCUACAGAACAGUAACAAUAUACACAAGGAAUCUUCAGCAGAAGGGCAGAAGACCACAUUUACUUAAACACUCUUGCAGUGGUACUAUUCAACUACACAGCUUUGGUUACUGUGUAAGCAGCAGGUAAUGAAAAAUCAUUGACCACCAAUGCUGACUUUUGUAGAUUUGCUCAGUGUCAUUAAAGAAAUAAGCUACUGACUGCUAUAAUUUCAAGCAUUUUUCUAAACUGGGUACAGUUAUCAAUACUGUUCUGAAUAUGAUAGCUCCCGUUGCUUGGUCCCAGCUCCUGCCAACCUAGCAGUUCAAAAGCACAUAAAAAGUGCAAGUAGAUAAAUAUGCACAGCUCUGGGGCGCGAAGGUAAAUGGCAUUUCUGUGCGCCACUCUGGUUUCACCAGAAGCAGCUUCAUCAUGCUGGCCACAUGACCCGGAAAAACAAACACCGGCUCCCUCGGCUAGUAAAGCGAGAUGAGCGCCGCAACCCCAGAGUUGUUCGCAACUGGACUUAACUGUCAGGGGUCCUUUACCUUUACCUUUUAACUUGAUCAGAGUAAAUACCCUAAUUUCUCAAUACUGUCCAGUAUCCCUUUAGAGACCAACUAAGGUGCUACUGGACAAUUUUUUAAUUUAUUUCGGCUGUGUCAGACCAACAUGGCUACCUAUCUGAAUUCUCAACAAUGAUUUUCCUUCUGAAUUUUUAAGAUAGUGGUAGAAAAUAUUUAGCUCAUAUUCCAUAAAAAGUCUUGCAAGGUCACCUUACCCCAUAUAUACCCACUCAUCCACUUCAAUCUGUGGAACCAGCAGUGUUACAGGUGUUGCAUAAAGUUGGCAUGUACUGUACUGCAACCUUGUUUUCACCUUACCGCUGAUUUCAAUUAUUUUGGAAGAGUCAUAUAUAUGCCUAAUAUAGUCCACAAAAGGUAGCACGUUUGAAGGAGCUUGUAUAAGGCAACAUUAUGGGAUGGGUGUUUCCAGCUACCCUGCCCUUUGCCCUUGGAAGCCUUAUGAGAAGCUGAUUCAGGAGAGGAACGGUGAGGAGCAUUAUGGGAAGGCUGUUUCUAGGACUAAGGUGAAACUGUGAAACUCCCUUGUUACUUUUGAUAUUGGAUCCUGCUUGUUGUUUAAGCAAUCUUCUUAUAUUUAUAGUAUUAAAAUGUAUUUUUCUAUGUUACUAUAUUUGCUAUUGUUUUGCUUUGUUAUUAUGAAAUCGUUACUUUGUGGUUCGAGGACCCGGUCCCCGCAUAGUGGAAAUGAAAACACACGGACACGUGAUAUAAGGUUAAUGGGCAAGAAAAGGCCACAACUUUAUUGAUUACAGCAAGUGAAAAGGUAUUGGCUUAGGCACUGGAUUACGUCAGUUGACUCCACCCACUCAGAGUGGGGUGAGUCUAAAAAGGGGGGUUUAUUCACCAGUAGGUGGAGCCUGUUGAUGCUAAUCCAACUAUAAGCUCUCCCCUGAUGUCACCGAGGGUCGUGCCAUGGCCUCCCGCCACGCAGGCAUCGGACAGAAUACACGACCGUCGGAUUCCUUUAACGGAAUACACAAAAAUUGAAGGCAUAGGCGAUGGCCACACCUAGCCCUUCCACACACCACAACACAUUAUUCCAAUGCCUAACCGCCAUUCCAGAGCCCAAGAGUGAGGGCCGCGUGGCUGGCGCAGCAGUGAUUUACGCUGCCAUCCACGCCCCUUCAAAGGCACCUGGUUGGGUGCCUGCCUGUGGGCGUGGUGCGCCAGCCAGGUGAGUGGGAGGCAGGGGGCUAACGCCCCCUGCUUGAGGCGGAGACCGGCUCCCGCCCACAACCACUCCCCUCUUUUGCAGGAGGAGAGUCUAUGUUAUUUUUGUUGUGCUACAUUGAAAUUGUUUCUGUAGUUUGUUUGAAAUGCAUCCCUGGUUUUUUUGUAAGCCGCUUUUGAGCAUGAUUUUUUUUGUGUGUGGAAAAGCAGCAUACAUAUAAAAUGAAUGAACAAAUUUACUCUUUCUGCAUCAGGUGCUUAAAAUAUUGAGGUAUUGGAACAUGAACAAUGCUUUUAAACAACAACACAAAGAAUAAAUGGAUCUACUGAAAACCAGAAUUUUUGUUUUAUCUACUACUAUAGGAUCCAAUCAAUUGUGCUGGAGUAGAGCUAGCCUUGGGAGAAAACUAAGUUAUUUGUCAUAUAUUCAAAUAACACAUUUGUAAUGUGGUAGCUACAGGAGAAGUGCUUUUUAAGUGCUUAUGUGAUGAUGGCAUUGUGUGAUAGAAGAUGCAUAAAGCUGGCUGCUGGCCACUGACUAGGAACUGGCAAGCCUUGCCCAUGCUAAAGUGUCCCAAGCAUGUAGGCCCCCCAUUCGGGUCUGUGAACUUGCAAUUAGUGAGUUAAAUUAGAAACAACUACAGCAUGUUUGCUCAAGGAAAAGAUAUUAAGAAAUAAUAGAAAGAAAUAUGCAUGUUUAAUAUUCUGGGCUUCAUUCCAAAGUCUUACUUCUCUUUGUGCCUUUUUGAAAAAUAACAUCGGGGCCUCACUAGCAUUAACCUGUAACUUUUUGUAAUAGAUACCAUUUCCCCACAGGAAGCUGUCUUUCUGAAAUAAUACCAAAUACUAACUUGUGUAAUAAUUGUUCUAAUUAAAAAACAAUGUAGGACUCUGCUGGGCAGCAGAGGCUGUCUAAGGUGUCCCUAUGCAACAACAGGAGCUUGUAUCUGAAUGACUGAUCUGCUCCAGAAAGCACAUAAUAAUAUUGAUGGAGGACUGACAUGUCCACAAACCUAGUAUUAAUAUCAAUUAUACUGAAGAUUCUCUAUGCCCUUGAGUCCACAGUUAUUUUUGGGUGUUGCAACUGUUAUGUAUGCAGGCGUUUUAGGCCGAAGCAAUGCAGGCCUAGACCUUCAGGCCUCCUGGAGCUCAGGAGCUUCAUCUGCAUAACAAAAGACAGAGAGGAUUCUAAAACCCUCCAAUGACAUUGUUAUUAGCUAGAAGACAGCCAAUCCCUGCUGAGGGCCAAUGUUGUGAUUCACAAAUUGCAAACUUUCACAGGCGGUGUGUGUGUUUUGUCUGGGCUGGCUUAAGGUAUAUAUACUGGGCCAAGUGCCCCUGUUUGUCAUUCUUGUUCUUCCUGAUGUUCCAAUAAAUCUUUUUUUGAGCCGAAUCUCGGUCUUGGGUCAUGCCUGAACCUACCUACACUUCAGGAACCACAUAUUGAUUCCUGUUCUUCUGCAUAAUCCCUGUUUUACCAAGUAUCAAUGGAAACAAAGGUUAGGGAAUGCAUAUCAGGUUCUAGGCUGGAACUUCAAUUAUUUCUGACCCUUUAGGUAAAAGUAAAGGUAAAGGGACCCCUGACCAUUAGGUCCAGUCGUGACUGACUCUGGGGUUGCGGUGUUCACCUCACUUUAGUGGCCAAGGGAGCCGGUGUACAGCUUCCGGGUCAUGUGGCCAGCAUGACUAAGCUGCUUCUGGCAAACCAGAGCAGCGCACGGAAACGCUGUUUACCUUCCCGCUGAAGCGAUACCUAUUUAUCUAUUUGCACUUUGACAUGCUUUCGAACUGCUAGGUUGGCAGGGGCAGGGACUGAGCAAUGGGAGCUCACCCCGUUGCAGGGAUUCGAAUUGCCGACCUUCUGAUCAGCAAGUCCUAGGCUCUGUGGUUUAACCCACAGUGCCAACCCCGUCCCAUGACCCUUUAGGUACUACUGCUUAUAGUAGGACUGAACAUACAGAUUGACUGCAGUUUGUGUUUCUUUCAGCAUAAACAGGGAGGAAAAUUCGAUUACUAACAUUAAAAUGAUGAUUAUGCAUCUAAGACUCAAACAGUCCAUUGAAAUAAAAUAACAAAUGUCUCAAGAACAAAUUUCCACCCUUGACCUUAAAUUAAAAAUGGACAGACAAAUAUUUCGUUUACUCUGGCAAUGCUUAAGGUUCUAAAUUAAUGUUGAAAACACAAUUCAGAAUUUAAGAACAUAACAAGAGCCCUGCUGGAUCAGACCAAAGGAUAAUCUCAUUCUUUUCUCACAGCGGCUAACCAGAUGCCUGUGUGAAGCCAUAAGCAGAAUGUCAGCAAAACAGCAUUCUCCUCACUUGUGCUCCUAGCUGCUGGUUUUAACAGGCACCCUCAGCAACAGAUACUCUGACACUAGAGGUAAUAUAGCCAGCAUGGCUAGUAGCCAUUGAUAGUCUUAACCUCCAUAUAGUGGUAUAAUGCCAUUUUAAAACCAUCCACAUUGUUGACCAUUGCUACAUCUGGUAAGAGUGGUACUAUGCUCUGUUUGUCUAGGUUCACAAGUAACAGUAAGGCUUACAAGGGCCACAUAAACAAACAUUGGCUAUAGGUCGUGGUUAAGGAAAUAGGAGUUUAACGGUGAGGCUGCAUUCGAGUAUCACACUAAGCGAAACCUUGGCGUGGGUGCCAUGUUACACUGAACUCAAAGGACCAAAGAGGACUAAAUUGGCUGUGAUUUCCCAGGAGCACACACUUUCAUGCAUUUGCACUAAACUGUGGUUUGGCUUAGUGUUAUGUGCAAAUGUAGCCUUUCUGGGUCCUGAAUGUUCUAACAUUCAGCUUCAUUGGAUGGCCCUGGUAUCUAGCAUUAUGAGAGAGGAAGUAAAACUGGUCUCUGUCCACUUUUUCCACAUUGCAUCUCCUGUUAUGUACUGAAGUUCUCACCCUGAGCCAGGAGGGGGAUACUAUAGAUAGUUAUGCAAAUGAAGGAUCGAAAGUGACAUUCAGUGAUUGGAUAGUUUGUAUGCAAAUGAAGGAUCAAAAGUGACGUUCAGUGAUUGGAUAGUUUUAGAAAGUUGCUACAGUUACGUUGUUCUGGAGCUCUAUAUAAGCAGGCUGACUGAGCUCCUCAGUUCAGUUCUGUUCUGGCCUUUGAAUAAACAAGAGCUGUUUGAAGAAUCACUGUGUUGUCUGAUAUGUUUGCCCACAACUUAACAUCUCCCAUCUGCGAGACUCAAUAUUUUGAGCAAGCGGUAGCUACUAGCUCAUUGCUUAGCCAAAAAGUCCCAGGCUCGGAAGGAACAUGGUCUUAAGGCACCACUUACACCAAUGAUGUCACCAUUCCCCUAUCCAAGUUAUUGUCAACAUUUGAAAGUUCUCAGGUCUUUAGUAUAUGGAAAUAAAUAAUGUUUGACAAUGGUGUUGGAGGAUUCAUAAAUAUAAAAUUACUUGUUACAGUAUUAAAAAUAGAGUUCACUUUUCUAAAAAAAGUAUAUAUUACCCAAUUGUAAGACGAUAAAUGUGCCAUUCUCUCUAAUGCUUCAACAUUACAGCUCUAUCUCUUAAAAAGCUGACAUGGAAAAUAGCAGCGUAAUAAACCAAUUCAUCAUAAUGCGCAAAAGAAAGCAUUGGAAUAAAUUGUAAUAACCUUUCAAAAACUAGCAGCUUUUAAAAGUAUUAAUUUCUACUCCAGAUAAUUGGAAAGGACACCUGGGCGGUCAGGCAAUAUUUUUCAUGGGAUUGUCCUGUCAGGAACUCAGAUUGUCUUUGGAGUCAGGAACAAUCGUUUAGCGCUAAAUGACAGUGAAUCUUGCAAAUGGGUAUUCCUAGAUGGUAUUGCCAUAAAUUACAAAACUGAACUCCCCUCAAGGUCAGCCAUAAAAGAGGGCAGGUAUCAAACGGCAUUCUUGGAGCUCUGAAGUAGUCUUCAAGCUUCAUAGAAAUGGACGCCGGUUGUGUUCCUGCCAUAAAAAUCAACUUAAUGGACUGACAGCACAUAUUAUCAUCAAAGCUUUAUAAAUUUCCUAUAUAGAUCUACAAAAUGCAAUGAGGACUGUGUUUGAAAUGGAAAGAGCUGUGGUUUCUGCUUAUGCUAACUGUAAACAUUGUUACUUAAUUCUGAAGUGCUGACAGCCUUGAAUUUGAGACUACAGUGCAUUUUGCAUUGAAAGCAAGCAACGCUUCGGUGCUGUUCAAAAUAAUCAUACUAACACAAUGGCUAUUUUUUAUUUCCCUUUUCCCUUUUUAUAACAUCUUUUGAUAUUUUGUAAAAAAGAGGUUGUACCAAUGAACUAUAUUCCCAUUUAAAUAUGAGUUCUGUAAACAGGAGAUCAAAAUUCAAAGAGCAGCUUCUGAAUUUUUUAGAUGUUUUUUCUCUAAUAGUCCGAGACAGACACUGAAUGGAAAUAAACAAAACCAAUUCAAGGUUCCUUCAGAUGGCAUAGGAAGGUUCCCAUGGAAAAGCAAGUGCGAUUCUUCCUUAUGCUGUGUCACCACAAGGUGCAGGUAUUAUCUCUUCUACCGCUGCAUAGGCAUUGACCAGACAGGGAAUGUGACCAGAAUAUGCAGUGAACUAACCAUGAAAUCAGUCUGCACACACUGACUCCAAAAGUAGAACAGCUUUUUCCUGGGCUUUUUUCUGUACUCUUUUUAAAUUGGAUACAUAUAGAUAUGCACACACACACACACACACACAGAGAGAGAGAGAGAGAGAGAGAGAGAGAGAGAGAGAGGGAGAUGUAACAUUACAUUUUCUCAUUUAAAUCUUAUAAUCAUAAUCUGUUUCCCUUAAAAAAAAUCCAGCUUAAAUUGUUGCACCUGAGUGCAAAGGUUGAUUUGAGGGAGGGGAAGGCUGCAAUUGAACAAAUUCCCAAAACCUUUGGGUGCAAUACAUUGUAGUGCUGAGUCUCUCAUUCCCCCAGUGCAAGGAUUUUUCUUACCACAAUGGAACAUUCUCCCUGUCUCCUCUCCCUCUCCCUGUUCUUUAGAGCAGAUUUGAGGAGGGUGCACGGUGCAUGCUGGGGAGAAGGUGGUGAAGGCCCCAUUGCAGAAGUGGAAAUCAUUUUAUUGGCAGGGUAUGGUAGCUGAAUACCACUCACGCCUCUUCUAUUUUGCUAGUAUUACAUGGAGGCCACCAUCCAAAGCUUUGCUGCCAGUUUCUUAGCUAUGUUUAUUAUUCUACUUUGUGCAGACCAGUGGCCAGCAACCUGAAGUGUCAUAUCAGACCCCGGAGUCUCACAUUUCAUUGGCACCCUUGUGGGACAGCAAAAUUUGGUGCCGACCACCUCUUGCACUCCUUUCUAAAUCAUAGGCAUGGCAUCCCCUGUGGCGCCUGCAGGGCUCCAAUCUUAGCGUCACCAAAUUAGUUGUGCUCCCCUAAAUCUGCCUCUGAUCAUAUCUUGAACAUGUGGUUAGUGAGUCGUUGGUGCUCUGAUUCAGAGCUCCAGUUAUCUGUUACACAGUAGUCCUAGAAAUGCCCUUAGCCUAUGGCCCAACCCACAGCAGACCAUGCUUCAGAAGUGACAAUCCUCUCUUCUGCACUCUCCUUCCAAACUCAGUAGACUAGUUCAGAUGAUAUUUACUGACUUAUCCAGUGCAGUGAGGCCACACCUCUGCAUGUCUGGAGUUGGCCUACAUGUAAAAUACAAGAAAAAUAUUUGAAGAAUCAGUUGACUGACUGAGCCUAAACUGAGGAAAUGGUACACAUAGGCUGACUUCAGACAUUCUGUUUCUGUGGGGGAGGCAGAAAUGGGACCAGUGUGUGCCAUGGCCAGGGGAGACAAUCAUGGAGGUUUUUGUCACCAUAUUCUUAAUUUGUCAGGUGCAUGAAGGUACAUGCAUGAGCACAGAGGUGAAAUGGUUGUGAGCAGUGGCAAUGGAAAGCAGUAGAAGUUCUAUGCUGAGUUUAAAUAUGAGUGACUCCUGCACAACAGUAGUCACUGGUGAUAAUACUAUCCCUGCUAUGCUGAUUUAAACACCUAGAGAGAAAAAAUUAUGGCUAAAAUCACACAUGCAUUUUAAAAUGCUUUAAUAAUCACAUGGGAAUCUUCAGUUAAUUAUAACCAUGUUUCAGUUAAUUAGUGCCACCCUCAAGUGGUUCAUUUUCCAGUUUAAAUAUCACCACACACUCCUUUAGCUAAUGCAGAAGGGACCUUCGCCUCUCCUGAAUACUGGUCCAUACUGUCCUGUUACUAGACUGUGAUGAAAUCCCAUGAUAAGGCAUGUAACCCUGCCUUUCUACAUUACCAACCCACCUGUACCUCUGUCUCUAGUAGCACAAAACGAUUGCCUUAUCUAUAAGGCAAGCAUUCAUGUCAAUUUCAGCAGUGCAAUGCAUUCUAAAUUUCUUUUAUAAAAUGAAACUGUUACUGUUUACUCCAUUGGCCUUUUAAACACACAUCUUUCAUGUGAAUCCCCUCUCCUGUCACUGCUUUGAGACCCUCCUGCUCUCUUUCAGACUCCUAGGAUUUGCUGACAAUGGUAUUCACUGGCGCUCUCUCUCUCUCUCUCUCUCUCUCUGCCUUCCCAGUAAAGAAUUUUCAAAUGCUGCUUGUGACACACAGCCUGAUCCUAUGCAUUUUUAUGAGCAAAUAUGUGCCACUCAGUUCAGUGAAGCUUUCUCCCAAAUAAAUGUAUAUGAUUGUAGCUUUAGUUGUUUACAAUUCUGUAGAUGAAUGUCGGGCACUCGUGGACUAUAAGGUCCUUUUGAUCCCUUCGAACUCUACAAUUCUAUGAUUUUAUGAUUCUGUGACUUGCAGUUCUUGUCCCCUGCCCCAUUUCUUUGGCUACAGAUUUCCCUUUCACUCCCUUAAGGAAUUCCUUUAUUUUGACAUCAGAUUCCGACAUCUAGAUACACAAAAGAUCCCCCCCUUAAUGCUCAGAGACUCUACCCCAGGAUGAACAAAGUGGUGGUUUGUAGCUGGAUGGUGCUAAGUUUCACACACUGAUGAAAAUUUACCAGCCAAAUGUUUGACUGUAGUCCUCCACUUUGUGUAUUUGUUUAAGAAAACCUCUUCACCAUACCUAGUCAUCUCCUUCCUGGAGGGACAUAGGGAGAAAAGGAGACAGAUACUCACAUCCUCUCUUAGUGAGCUUCCUUUUCCAUGCUAUAACUCAGAAUUAGGUCAACCAGCCUGUUUUCAAAAUAUCACACUGAUUUCUGAACAAUUUUACAGUGAUGUUGCCUGAGUGUCUCUGCACAGGUAUUCUGAAGGGGAAGAAAGGAAAUAAUAGAAUGAUCUGCUGUUGGACAUUAUUUUUAGCUUUUAAAUAAAUCUGUCAUGCCAUUUGAAGCUCAGCCUAAUGACAAUAAUUAUAUGGGCUCUGAAGAAAUCCGAUUAGGUGAGCUAGGAAACCCAUAGCAACUAUUGUCGCUCAUUUUCUUGUAUGACAGGGUUGUCAUUCUGGUAAUUGCUGGAGCAUAUGCUUGAUGACUGCUUGAACUUAGAACCUUUUUCUUUGAAAAAAGAUCUGCAAAGUUGGAAACUGCCUGAAAGUCACAGCUAACAUAUUGAAUCUGAUAGCACUGUGGUACAUCAGAAGGCCUAUAUUAACAUUGCUAUAAAAAAAACCUACGCAGUUCAGCUGUUGACAUGUAUGGAAAGGAGAUGUGAGGAAGAAGGAUUUGAAGCAUACAAAAGAAAAUUAUUUUAAAAGAAAACUACUAGUGAAAUGCUAUGUUACUUAUCAAUAGAAAAUAUGGAGCUCAAGGACUAGGAGUAUGACAAUGGAUUAGUACUUCCUCAACCCCUAAAACCAGUAGCCAAUGAAAUGGAGUGGAGCUGGGAUGUGGAAAUGACAACACAACCAUAUCUUAUCACAAACUGCAUGAUAGCACAGAAAUAUAGGGGUGGGUGGAGAGAGAUGUGGUUCAGCACUAUCAGGAUUUUUGGCCUAUACUGUUUGCAUAUGAAAGUGCCAAAUGAUAUCAUACAUACAUGAACUGGGUCAGAUAUAUUAAAAAACUGUAACAAAAAUUAUUGACCGGAUUCAUCCUAGUAGAAGCCAGCACAAGGACUCCUGCUAGCGCAAUGGGUCAUUCUCCCUUCUCUUCCCCUGCAGGCGAAGUUCUGCCAGGCAGGUAGAAAUGUGUUUGCUGACAGACUACGCUGAAUUCUACCCAUGAUCUCAAUUGUUCCCAUAGCAAAGCCUAGGCACAGAAUGCUGAAAGGUGUUUCAUAUGCAAACAAUUUAGAUUAAAAUAACACGAUGCCAUUGCUGAGCCACAUCUUUCCUCUCCCCCACCCCCCACAAUAUUUCCCUGUCUGAUAUCUAUUCUGAGAGUCAACUCACCAAUUCCAGAAUAUGGUGAGUGUGAAGUGUAGGAGGGUGAGACCAAGGAAUGGCUUGCACAUGCAUGCUCCUUACUUGAUGUCUGCAGUGAUAAUUGAUGACUUGUAUGUGUAAAUAAAACAUCACAGAGCAAACAUCACAGAUUCUCAAGUGGAAUCCAUUUGAAUGGAAGUAGAGCCAUUCAUUUCAAUGUAUGGAAAUGCUUAAUCACAUUUCAACCCAUGAAUGUGGAAGAGAACCCUGGAUCACCCCGAUUCACCAAGUUAUUCACCCGCGCUUUCACACUUGGCCAAUGCAUAUCCCUAGUAUAGGGGUGUGUGUGUGUGUGUGUGUGUGUGUGUGUGUAUCCUAUAUCACCAAAAUUCCCAUCAACCCCCAGUAACCUUCAAAGAAGCCAAACCUAGCUUACGUACCAGGAGCCCCCCAAUAUCUCUUACCACUUUGGAGAUUUACUAUUAUGUUUUUGUUGAACCUCCAUAUUACUAUACUUGUGAUCUGCUGUAGUAUUAAUUGGAUGUUGAUGCUCCCGCCAUCUUUUGUUUCUGCAAGACAAGGCUCUUAGUGGGAAAGGUUGCUGCCUGAGCCCUUGGAGAACCACUACCAAUAAGAACAGAUGUACUAGGUUAGAUGGAUCAGUGGUCUGAUUCAGUAUAAGGCAGCUUCAUAUUUAUAGUUACAUUUCCUUGGAACUCAUUAUUUUAUUAAAUACAGCUUUUACUGUUUCUCCAUCAGUAACGGACUGAUGGAAUUUCAUAACUCCAGCAAGAACAAUGGGAUUAUAUAAUUUCCUGGUGUUCAAUUGCUCAUGAUGAAUGGGGAAAAGCAUGAAAUUGGGGAAAUGAGCGUGCAGAGCUCAUUUUCCAGGGUUGCUUGAAAUGCAGGCAUGAAGAGGAAAUGUGCUGCUAUCUGUCCCUCCGAGUGUAGGAGAAACACUAGUAUUCACAACGCUUGAUGGCUGCAUCUGUAGAGAGGAAAGAUCAUAGUGUGCAUCCCAAUACCCACUAGAUGAAAGUGAUUUAGGCAAAGGGUAACUUAACAGUUAGCUUUUCUAGGUAUAUCCACUCAGAAUAAGGCCUCUUGGGUUUGAUGGAACUCAGCUAACUGUGCAUAGCAUUUCAGCCUUAACGGCUGUAUGGCUCUAUAGUGGCAGCCAUCUUUCCCCUCAUACAUCGUCUCUGAAAGGAAUGGCAUUUUGACACAUCUCAUCAGUCUCACAGGCAUUUGCAAUCCCAUUUUAAUGCAGGUGGUUGGUGGUUUGUGACAUUUGAAGGUCUGGCGUCAACAUCUGAAGCAGCCCUGUUCAGGGAAGUUAAUACCCAGUCAGAUGGGCGGGGUAUAAACAUUAUUAUUAGUAGUAGUAGUAGUAGUUGUAGUGGUAAAUGUCACAUUUAACGCUCAUGUUAUUGAAGGAAAGGCAAAUAUAUUGAUAGAGUCAUUGUGCAGAGAGGACUGCAUCAAUAGUGCUUUGCCAAAGAUUCCUGCAGCUUGAGGCUCUCAAUGACAUUACUGAAUGCCUAGUAGAUAAAAUACGGAUGACUUAUGUAUUAAUUUCUCAUUAUUGUGAAAAGGGAGAUUAACCUGACUGACCUUUUAACAUAUACUUCUUACAAAGUGAAAUAUUUAUUUGUAUUCCCCUUCCUUCCUUAUAUUCCACCCCAAAAAAUGACAAAGAAAAAGGGGAGAAGGCCAAAUUCAUGACCUUUCCCCACAUUUUUCAAAUGCAUGUUUUACAUGUUUUUUGUUCACUUAUACUGGUCCAAGCAUCAGCUGCAUGGUGUCAAACAUAGAACACACAUGCAAAAAAUAAUCUAGGAAAAAUAUUUUUGUAGCAGUUGGCCACUUAACACAAACCUUAGUUCAGCAUACACUGCCAAGGUUUGAUUAUGGUCAACAAAAAUCUAAAGGUAUAUUUUGCUGUCUUCCUGCCUUACAUUCACUGAAGGCAGAAAAGCUCCUUCUAGAGUCAGCAGGAUUGCAACACACACAGACUGCUGCUACACUGGACGAACUACUGCUGUGUUGACAUGCUCUGUCAUAGGGAAAGGGGCGAAGGUAAGGCAUCAACACAAAAUCUGAGAAAGAGAAGAUCACAACCGUGCACUGAAUUAUUAUUUUUUGGUCAAUCAUGCAUCAAAUAUUGCAGUCCUGCUUCAGGAGAACUGGUUUAAUCCAUUCACAGGGUUAGUAGGACAGUCUUCAAUCCUCUGAAUGGAUUAAACCAGUUGCCCUGGAGGGAAAGUCGUGAGACUUGAAAUAUGUCGGGCCAAUAAAUAACUUCUGUUUAUUUAUUUUAAAUUCACAACAAUGUCAUGUGCAAAAUUCCUUCCCUCACACAGGGUCAAUAAACCAUUUUCUACACACUACCCUCUCCCUCCAUUUUUGUGCUGCAUCACAGAGAGGCAUUUUAUCUCUUAACAAAGGACUUUCUGGACCUUGCACAGGACAAUCAGGGAGGCAUCUCCCCAUUAGGCUCUAUACCCAGUGUAGCUGCUGUGCCUGAAGAUAGUAAUCUGCAUGCUGGAAGUGAUGGGGAGAUGGAAUGAGGCUGCUGGGCAGUCCUGUUCCUUCAUCUGGCAUUUUUAAAUCUUGCCCUUCACUGCAAAAUAUCCUUUUUGAGGCAGAAAGGGGUCUGCAUGAAGUAAAUUCCAGCUCACAAUGGAGCGUGUAAGCAUAGCACAGGCCUAACAGGGGAUAUUCUGAAGAAGGGACUCAUAAGAAUGCAAGAGUUCAAACCAAGGGUUAAUUUUGCCCAGCAUCUUGUUUAUCACAAAGGCCAGCCAGAUGCAUCAAGGAAGCCACCCAAGCAGGUUAUGAAAGCAAUAUACUUCCCAGUGUUUGCACUCAGCAGCUGAUAUUCAUUGUUAUACUGCCUUUGAACAUGGUUCUCUUUAACCAGCAUACCUAGUAGCUAUUGAUACUGUUGAUUGUUCCUGGUUAAUUUUAAAGCACCAUCAAAGCCACGACAUAUCCCCCUUCUUAAAUCAGUCUUUCAUGCAUUAAAGAACGGGAGUAGGGUCUCAUCCCAGCUGGAGUAUUAAAAAACCUAUGAAACAAACACCUGUCUAAAGGUUUUUGCCAUAUGGUGAAACACCAUGAAAGAGCGAGACAGAGGGAGAUCUUCUCAGACAGACUUCAGAUGUUGAGUGGAAGCUGAAUGUGCAUAGAUUUCCCUUUUAGUUCUUCUGCUCAAUGCACAAAUAUGACCCAAUGAGAGAGAGAGAAAAGUUAACCUUCCAUUUCCUUCAUACUGUGUGGUCGUAGUCGUCAUACAAUGUUCAUUUGAUGAACCACUUUCAAAAUUCCAAGAGUACAUUUCUUACCAUAAUGUGUUGAAUUUCAGCAGCAAAUUGAAAAUACUGACAUGAGAAGUAUUUAUACAUUAUCCGUUACUUAAUAUGAGAAACGUUCGCCUUUUUAUUUUAGCGCCAAAUAAGACUCGCAAUGAAUCCUGUACCAAAGUGACCUAAGCAAGAUUAAUAUAAUCCUAGUUAUAUCUGCUUCUUGUGGUUGACUGCCUCUUGGGUCAUAUAGUCGAUGAAAACAGCUAUUUUAAAACGUGUUUGCUUAUGUUUAAUUUUAAUAUAAUUAUCAUGUACAGUUUCUGAAUGCUGCCACAGUCACUUGAACAUUCAUUAUUUAUGAAAGUGCAUCUAAAUUAUAUUUAAAGCUUUGAUCUUCAAAAGACUUAGAAAGCAAUCUGGCUUCUUUGUUGUUUUAGCUGAUCGUUUUUUAAUGAAGCCUCUAUCUCACCACUCUAAUAUUCAAAAACCCAGGAUGUUACCAUGUUGCAGAAUUUCCCUUCAGAAAUACUCAUUGGAAUUAGUAGGUUUCUAGGGCUAUGAUAAUGCUCCACCACCCAUCAUCCUGUUCAGAGGAGAAUUUGAAAGAAUAUGAUAGUUUUUGCUUUGUUUUUUAGGUGGAUGAUAAUUUUUUUUUUAAGGGUUUGUAUGUCAUUGUUACUUUUUUGAAUUUUAUGUAAAGUUUUUCCAACUUUGGGGGCAGGGGGACUUUUUUCAGUGGCUAUUUCAGUGCUGCAUUUGGUCAGCUUAUAAAGUAGGACGGGGGAGUUUUAAUAAAAGGACUGUCUCUACUGCUGCUACCAGCUAUGGUGAACCCCACCCCACAUUAAAAAAAAAUCCCAAAAAUUACCAUUACUUUAUGAGGGCAUAGGGGAGGCAAAGUAAUUGUAUUUUGCCACACACCAUUUUUGAGCCUGGAGUACUUGGGCACUUUUUGAGCAGCCUUAUGAUUUGCAUCUUCUGUGAUACAGCACAUAUAUUUGGUGGAUAUUAUAAAAAUUCUGCAGGGGUGAUAAUAUGUCAGUGGAAACCUGACAUGGAUCAACACUUACUAUAUUUGGGCCAUAAUAGUUAAAGUCACUUCUUUUAGUCCUACAUUAUCUAUAUGUAAUGUUUUCUUCUCGUUCCUCUAGACAUCUUCACCAUUUUGUAAUUUUUAAAAAUAAAUUAGGUUGUUUAUAAUUACCUUCAUUGUAGUUUUUGUAUGUCAGUUGCUAUGGUCCUCAGAAUUCUGGCUGCAGAGAAGUUUUGUUAAAGUCAGUAUAAGUCAUCUGAAGGGUGUGGUUUGAAGAUUGACAUGAACAUUUCCUAAGAAUGCUGGUAUUUUACCCACUUUGGUCAAUCAUUGCAUUAUCUGGUUUUAUGUAAGCAACUUACGUAAUGUGGGAUUUCGUGACUAUUUCUUACAAGAUAAACCUUAAAUGCUACAAGAUAAUCCAUCUCUUGUUUGUUGUCUCAUGAUCUACUUUCCUAUAUAUAAAGAACAAGGUUACAAGGAGGACUUCCCCACUAUUUCAGUGUAUAUGUACGUGUGGGGUUAUAAUUCUUCUUGAUAAAUUUGGAUGCAGAUAAUAAUUAUUCCACUUCAAUUAAUUUAGAAUAAAAUAAUGUGGUCUUUACUAUGCACCUUCCAAGUUAUAUCUUAAUAGCAGGAUUCUUUAUUCAGUUUUCUUUAUUGGGCCUAGAUUAAUGUCACCUUGGAGCUGAUAUAUCUGCUAAUGAACCAACGAAACAGCUUCUGACUCUGAUAGUUCUUAUUUGCUAACCUGAUUGGACUUUUGGCAGGUAUAGAAACCACAGCAUUUGUAUUCCAGGAAACCAAAUUUCUUGUUAAGCUCCAAAAUUUCUAUGGUAAUAAUGUUAAAACUGUAUUGACCUUUUUUUGAAAAAUAAAUAAAUAGCACCAUCAUUUUAACAUUCUAUUCUGUAGCAGUGAGCUCUGAAUAAAAUCCCAAAAGAAACAUAACAGAAAUGUAGGAACUACAUAUUAUUAAUUUUAUUGAAAUGAAGAAACAUCCAUGAAACAAAAAUUGGUGGCACGAUAUCUUGGUGAUAAUUGAUUGGUCCACAAAUAUUACCACCUCCCAGUCUAUUUUGGCAGCUCCAGAAAGUGUGAAAACCAUGUGCGGAGGAACUAGGUUUAAAUUUUAAUUUUGUGCUUCAUCUUCAGCCAUGCCGAAAUACAGUUAGCAGCAACACAUGUUAAUGACAGAUAAGGGAAUUGUUGCUUCUCAUAUAAUUAUGUUGCUCUUGCCAUAGUGGAGUCUGGCAGUAGAGCCAGCCGUAUCAUCACAUUAUUAGGGUAGUUACUCUGUUUGACAAGAAUCCAUUUUUACACAGUCACAGAGGCAUCUUUUGUGAGUUGCGCUUCUGGAGCAUAAAAAUACAGAAUAUUUUUUGCUGAACCUUAUAAGGUACUUUCCAUACAAAAUGCACUUUUAUGUGUACAAACAUACAGGGUUGAUUCAGAAUAAAUCAAGAAGAAUAAAAUAAACAUGUGAAUCUCAACCUGUCAAAGAACGGGCAGAGCUGCUUUUCCAUAGUGUUGUGCUUUACCAUGUUGGAAUUUUACCUCAUCUAUCAGCUGUUUCGUUAAGCCCCCCAUCCACCAGCAAGCCUCCUGAACUCUAUUCAUCAAUUGCACUUAAGAUUUAACUAUUAAGCUCACUUGCAACUAUUAAGCUCACUUGCAAAGCAAUCCACCACCACCACCAUAUUCCAUUGCGCUGGCCAGAAUUGGAUGUGAUAGGUGUGUUGCUCCACCUAACUCCACUGGCAGUGCUGGAUUGCUUUUCAAGUGAGCUCCAUUGAAAUAAAUAGGACUUACUUCCAAGUAAACAUCUUUAGUGCAUUGUUGUUGUUGUUUAGUCAUUUAGUCAUGUCCGACUCUUCAUGACCCCAUGGACCAGAGCACGCCAGGCACCCCUGUCUUCCACUGCCUCCCGCAGUUUGGUCAAACUUUAGUGCAUAGAUAGGGGCAAGCUAGACUUAAUGGGGCAGCCACAUAUAUUUACUCAUAUGUCUGCCCUAUUCCCUUAUGCAGUGUACGGGAGGGUGUUCUGUUCUAUGCAUGAAAUGGAACGUGCCUCACCUUGCUGCGCUGCAUUGGAUGAAUCACUUCAAUAUCAGAAGUGAACUGGGCUGGGAGAAAAUGGCUUGAGGAAAUUGGAGCAAUAAGGUAAGUCAGGGGAGGGGAUUGGUUUUAGAUCUACACCAUGUAAAUAAAAAAAGCUGCCACCUACCCUGCUUUAUAUGUAAAUGGGACAGAUGUGAAUAAAAUCUGCAUAGCUGCCUCAUCAAAUCUAGUUUGACUGAGAUUACUGGCAAAUAUUAGGGGGCCUGCAAAGAUGUGCAUUUGAGCUGCAUCAAAGAAAAUUGUAAAAGGGAAACAUUUAUGGUUUGCAAUGUUUGCAGAAUCUAAGAAAAAGAAGAGAUGGCUAAUUUCAUUUUCACAUACCUUGCUUUCAGCACAAUACUGCACUCUGAAUUUCAUUUGAUUCUUUAUAAUCACCAGUAUUCUGACAGCUGAUUAAAAUUCAGAAUUGGCUUCUCCUUGGAAAGUCAUUUAUAUGUGGAACAGAAACAGGAAAACCAGCUAUAUACUGCUGUGAAUCAAUAACAUUUUCAUAUAUAUGUAAUUGUGAAAGUUGCUGUGGGAAUUCACUGUCAUCUUAAUGGUGUAUGAGAAAUAUAUAAUAUAAAGCAAUUGAAACAGUUUAGUACUCAGAAUCUCAAACUCAAUCAUUCUGUUCUGCAGGAAGAACAACGAACAUCUUCUGGCACACUGCCUCUUUAAAAAGGAUAGCAAAGCUAAUUGGAAAUAUGCUGCAAAAAGUAUCAAUGUGGCUAGCAGAAAAAUAAUACUGUAUUAGAAUAAUGUAUGUGCAUCAUGAGUAAUUAAAAGUCUAGUUACUAAACAGUAUGUCUGGCCCUCCCAGCUAGAUCUCCACGGGAAGCUUUAUUUUAAGAUGAAAGCAACAGAAUUAUUUUAUUUAUUCAUUAAUUUUUUAUCCCAUAAUUCUUCUAAGGAGCUCAGGGCAUCAUCAUCAUUUUCAUUUUUAAGUCACCUGACUCAAGAAAGUCUAAAGGGAACUUACAUAAAAAAGUGUUACAUUUUAAAUACAAGAGUUGCACACAAGUUUUUAAAACUUGAAAAGUUGUCAUAUGCUUAUUCUGAAAACAACAAUAAAAAACUCUGCCUCUCCUCAACAACAUAUGAACUGACCCAGACCCUGCGACCAUCAUGUGAGACCAUCCUUCAUGUGACCCCCCUCCCACAAGAGGUCCAGAGGAUGACAAAACGAGAACAGGCCUUUUCUGUGGUGGCUCCCCAUUUAUGGAAUGCUCUCCCUAGUGAAGCUUGUCUGGUAUCUUUGUUACAUAUCUUUAGGCACUAUGUGAAAACGUUUCUCUAUAACCAGGGCUUUGGCUAAUUAAACAAUCUAUGGCCUUUGAAACUGUGUAUGGGUAGGAAGGAUUAUCGUUUCGUGCGUUACUAUGUUAUGUAUUUUUGUCUUUUUAUAUUGUAAACAUGAAGGGCAGUAUAGAAAUUUAACAAAUAAUAAUAAGCAUGAUUGCCAUGAAAAUUAAUCCUCUAAAAAUGUCCAUGAAAAUAGUGAAAGACAGCAGAGUCUCUCUGGGAAAAGUGUCUCAUAAACUGAUGGAAAAAGAACUCUCCUCUUUCUUGUCAACCAGUCUUUUAGUUUCUACCAAAAACUGCAAAUGACCUCAGGCUUUGGGUAGGCUCAUAUGGAUCACAUGGGAGGAGGCAUUCCAUAAAGUAUUGGAGUCCUGAACUGUGCAGGGGUUUAUAGCUUUAAACCAGCACUUUAAUUUCAAUCCGGGAACAUUCUGCAAGCCAGUGAAGCCAGGCCAGAAUUGAUGUAAUAUGUCAACUCAUUCAGUUCCUAUUAACAAGCUGGUCACUGAGUUAUGCACCAGCCACAGUUUCUGGACUGAAAGGGCUGUGAGCUCAGUUCCUGCACUAAAAACAAAUUACUGGGAUGAGGAUUUAUAUGUCCACCUCACUUUCUCAGCCAAUAUUGGGCACACAAGUGCAGCUGGUGGGCCUUGGAGUUCUAGGACGGGAAACUAGAUCUUGAAAACUUGAAGUCCGCCCAUCUAUGUCCUAGUUUGGAGCAGGUAGUCCUCUGUUUGAAGGUAUCUUCUGUUUAAAAGGGCUGUCUAUUCAAUGCCCAUUUUAAAGAAAAAGAAGCAUAAGAGAAGAGCAGGAAGGUCCUUGAAGAUGCCCAUCAACAGGGUACUGAGCAGGGACACAAACCACCCAUAGUCAACUAUAGUGAGAUGUAGUGAUUUUUUCCUAUUAAAUUUAAACUAAUUAUUUCUAAAUUUGCAUCUAUACAUAUAACUUAGUCCAUGGAAAUCUGAUGCAAAUACAUGCCAAAAUGGUGACGUAUUUACUUUCUAUUUUGGUGAUGCAUAUGUGGCCAACCUAAGACAAACCUGAUGCAAUAGAAGUGCUAAGGCAGAAAGGGAGGGGGGGAGCCUUCUAAUCCCUUCCCUAUCUCUGACUCACACAAAGACACAGACAACACAGCAUUUAUAAAACUUUCAGACAACCAAUCACUAUUACAGUAUAGUAAAACCCACGCUUUAAAAAUUGAUCCACUUAACAAAUUUGAUUAAAUCUGAAAUACCAGCAUAGCAAACAUCAUGUCUCGCUGCCUAUGGAAAUUGAUUCUUAUGCACUGUUAAACAUCUUGCUGGUUUUAUAAAAUCUACAAACUCUACAAGCUACCAAGUUCCCUGCUUCAUUUUUGAAAAAUGCCACAGCAGCUGUAUAUGUCAUGCAACUUUGAUGAAGAGAGAAAAUGAGUUUCCUCCAUUCGUAGAAGGAGAGUUGUUGCCAUGGGGGGACCUUACACUCAUGGAAAGUUCCCUUUCAUGAGCAGAACUCUCCUGCUCAUGGAGCAAAAAGUUAGAAUUCAAUCCAUUGUCUUUUGUAGAUAGAAACAGAGCAGAUGUUUUGAACCUUACACAAGUGAUUUAAUGUAAUUUUCACUAGAUAAAAAAAUACCAUUACAGGCUAUAGUGGGAACAUUUAAAUGAAAUACACAUAUUUUAUUUCUUUUUAUCUCAAGUCCUCAUUGAUCUUGCUUCAGCUGAGUUAUCUAUUGCUUUCCAUUUUAAAACUUUGUUUUCAGAUAUUUCACUGGGAAAGCUCAGUGAGAUAUUUUAUCUCACUCUCAUUGGUGUCCUGGGGCUAUCAUGUAAGAAAGUAGCAGAAAACAAUUUCAAGGGCAACAUAAAUAAUGGGGAUUGAAUAAAUUGAAUAGAAGUGUCAACAACUUUAUUGCAGGAAAAAACACCUUGCUCUUGCACUUUUUUUAAAAAAAAGUAUAUUCUAUACAUUUUGGUGGGCAGUAAAGUUUCCAAAUAGCAUGUAGAUUUUGCAGUGGUUUCUUCGAUUUUAUUCAGGGAGUUGCUAUGUAUUCUGGCAUGUCUGAAGUGGAAUAUGAGGACACAACCUUCAAUACUUGAAAAUCUCAUUCAUUUUAAUAGUAAGUGUGCCAUUCAAAAACCUUCAGAGUCAGACAGGAAUGCAAAAGUGUUUAUCCACAUCUAAAAUCAAAUUUCUACCCGCUCUGGUGUCACCUUUGCUAGCAUUUUACCAAACUAUGUUUCAAAAGAAGUCUUUAUAUGAACAAAGACACUGGCUUAAGAAUUCCAUGGCCAUGCCCCCUGAUGCAAACGCAAAUGUGCACAUGCAAAUGUGCAGAUGUCAUUCAGCCUACUUUGGUCCACCCAGCAUCUUCUCUACCCCUGGGCUCUCUGCAAAGUGCUGCUGGGUUGCAGCUUUAUGCAGCCAGGAGCAGCAGCAUUGUGGACUUCCCUUGAACAUCUAGACAGUGCUCUUAAGUUCUUAUGAUUUAAUACACUCUAGCUUUAGCUAUGAUCCCUCAACAGACAGUCUUUGAUUUCUUAAAAUUUAGAACUUACUUGGAACACACAGUAUUAAAAAAACAGCUUUCACCCAGAGCAUCUUAUUGCCCAUGAAGCACUGCUGUUUUUCAAAUAGAUGGUGGUGGAAUAAAAAGAUGAUUUAAAGCAGCACCUUUCCCAUGGCCUAGAUCCCUCUAUAACUUUUACUCAUGAGUAAGAAAAGAAAAGAAAAAAUAUUUAAGAACAUAAGAUUGCAGCAUUUGGGACUUUUGUUCAGAGAAAAGAUGCGCAAGACAUGAUAGAAGUUUAUAAAAUUAUGCGUGGCAGGGAGAAAGUGGAUAGAGAAAAGUUUUUCUCCCUCUCAGAACAUCAGAACUUGUGGACAUUCAAUGAAGCUGAAUGAAGACUGAAGAUAGAUAAAAGAAAGUACUUCUUCACACAGGCAGUGAUGGCCACCAACUUGGAGAUCUUUAAAAGAGAAUUAGACAAAUUCAUGGGGGGAGCAUUAUCAAUGGCUACUAGCCAACCGGGAUAUGCUCUACCUCCACAAUUGUAAGCAGCAGUGUUUCAAAAUACCAAUCUCUGCAAACUUCAGGGUGAGAAUGUGACCUUGCGUUCAUGUUCUUAUUGCAUGUUUCCCACAGGUAUCUGUCUGGCCGCUGUGGAAACAGGACACUUAACUAAAUAUGCCAUUGGCCUGAUACAGCAGGCUAUUCUUAUGCUCUUACGUUAAGCUAUUUGCCACUUAUUCCCAAACCACAAUUAACAGGCAGCAAUAACAGGAAGGAGGGCCAACAAAUGGGAAAUCUAAAGGCAUGGAAGCCCUGAAAAUAUCUAUGAUUCAAAGUGGAUAGGCUGCAACUGCAAAAAAUAAAUAACUAGAUUGUCACAACUCAGGGAUGGAAAAAAAAUACAGGAGAACAGAGAAAACACUGGACUGCAAUGAUUUGACAAUUUUGGCUGAAUUCCCUGAAAAAAGCAAGUCACCAAACCAUGGCAAUUCCAGAGAAAACUGCUAGUGUGGAAGAAAUCUUUGUCCAGGUAUUUCCCCCAGACAACUACCACUUACCAUGCUUCUUUUUCCUGCUGAGUGGUAGCUCAUUUUUUGUGGGAGAGAAAUAGCCAGUGUCAUGUUUACAAGCCAAUUUGUUGUGAGCACAGAUUUACUACUUGGUUCACAUCUAAAAGCAUGCUGUGUAUAAUCUGAAAUUUGGCAGCGAUAGCCAAGAAAUGAAGUCCUUUUAAACUUGAUUGGUACAAAUUCCAGAAAGAAACUAGUGAAUUGAUUGUUCUCUUGCUAUAAUGGUAGAAUAUUUUAGUUUGGAAAUGUCAGAACCGAACCAUGAAAUUGCCCUACUCCACCACCCAGUCAGGAGGACUAGGCACCUCAUGUGUCAUGACAGAGGCAAGAAAUCUGAGUAUCUGUACCAAAGUGUAACAGGUAAUAUAGGCAUCAUAAGAGAGAACAUAAUCUAAACCACCAGCACAGACUUGCUGAUGUAAAUGGUAUCCCCCCCCCACUGAAUUCCUCUUUCUCUGCCCAUAUUGCCGGUUUGGUAUAACCACAUACUUUGUAGCUGCCGGGACCUCAGUACAGAAGUAGGAUACAUUGAUAAUGUCUUCCUUUUACAAAUAAUCUGGUUCUGGGAGCUGCCAUUUUAAUUUCCGACAAUGCUUCACAGUAAUGCUAUUUUGGGAUUAAUUGGUUCAUGAAAGCAAUUGCAUGGUACUGUCACUAGGUAAGCCAGAAGGGACCACUAAUGUAAGGGGGGGGGCACAAAAUAACACUUUGUCUAUGGCCCCCUCAAACCUGGAGCUCUUCCAUAAUAUAUAGUUAUGGAAACUUUUCUCCAUUCCUUUCACCAUUUCUAGACACUGCAUGGCCAAGAAAUACAUCGUGUAGUGACAUCAUCAUGCCCAUUUUCAUUACAGUGGUACCUCUGGUUACGUACUUAAUUCGUUCCGGAGGUCCGUUCAUAACCUGAAACUGUUCUUAACCUGAAGCACCACUUUAGCUAAUGGGGCCUCCUGCUGCUGCGCCGCCGGAGCACAAUUUCUGUUCUCAUCCUGAAGCAAAGUUCUUAACCUGAAGCACUAUUUCUGGGUUAGCGGAGUCUGUAACCUGAAGCAUAUAUAACCCGAGGUACCACUGUAUAAGCAGAUGAGAAGGAAGUCAAAUGAAACUUUUGCUGUUUUCAAUAGCAAAACUAUCAGCCGUCACCUUCCCUUCUGAUCCGAGGUUAAAAGGAGUAAGCAUAUUUUCAAGAGUGAUAAACUGUCAAAACACAAUACUUUUUCAUAGAAUUGUAGAGUUGGGCGGGCCCUGGUGGGCCAUCUAGUCAAACUCCCUGCAUUGCAGGAACCAUAGCCGAAUAAUUCCUUUCCAAUGCUCAUGAGGAGUGCAGAGUUAUGAGGAAAUGUGUUCAUGAUUUGGACCCCACAAACAUAAUAGAACAGGAAUGUCCUUCAGAUGUUGCUCAACUCCAAGCUCCAUUAGCUUCAGUCAGUUUAGUCGAUGGUUAGGGGUGAUAGAAGUUAGAAUCCAACAUCUGUAGGCCACUACAUUGCUUUCCUUGUAACAGAAGCAACCCUAGUAACAUGGCAGUAAUUUGGCAACACCACUGCGAAAGCAGGAUAAAAGGCAGGCCAUUGAUCUGUGAAAAUUACUUAGUAUUAACAACAGCUGGACAAAGGAGACUUAAAAUGCACCUUCAUGUAGGGCCAGCAGCUAAAUUUAAUCAGUUAUUCAGGGUAGGGGUGGUAUUCUACAACAUGUGUCAUGCUGAAUGCAAAUACAUAGUUUGCUGCAAAUGCAAUCUACUCUUUUCCCUUGGAAGGUUUUCAUAAUUUCCUUUGUCCUUCCGGGGCUUCCCGAUGAAGCGGUAACAACAUAAUAUAUCACAGCACACAGAAGACAUUGUGGUAGGCUGUGCCCAAAAUAUUAAAUAUUCUAUUCAGUUUGCAGGAAGUGUACCACAUGUUUCAUAAUCAGGUUCUUUAACCAUGAAGACCAUGGAGAAUAACAAAAUUCUGGAAAAGAUAUAAAGAACAAAUGCAUAAUUCAAAACACAAAUGUAAGAGUCUAGUCUAGUUGCAUGAGGGAUUAAUAAUAACUUUUUAUCUAUUUGAAAAAGACAAGGACAGAAUAAAUUGCAGAUGCUAUUUUAUAUAUAUUUUUUAAAUCUCUUGCCUCCAGUUACCUCAGCCUAUCAAACAAACUGCAUGCCAUGUGACUGCACUAAAACUUCUGGUAUUGUUUUAGUAUAUAAAGAUAAUAAUGUAUACUCCAGUUUAAUAUUUAUACCAUCUUCUAAGAUAACCUAUGUAGCUUAUGUUGCAAAAGCAAACAGAACUAUUGUUGCAGAUUCAAAAGUACUACAUUGCCAUUUCCCAUAGCAAAUAUAUGGUGUGUGGAUGACAUUUAAACAUUGUAACAUGAAUCAGGAAAACUGGUUCCUUGUAUGUGAGAAAAUGUAUAUGUCACACACACUCUUUACAUGGCGAUUGUACCACCAAUGUACAUGUCAUAAUGGUCAGCAAUGUAGUGGGCUUAACCUGAAACUGUUCUUAACCUGAAGCACCACUUUAGCUAAUGGGGCCUCCUGCUGCUGCUGCUGCGCCGCCGGAGCACAGGGGAGAUGGCAAAAUUUUAAGACAGGAGUCAGUAAACGUUUUCAGCAGGGGGCCGGUCCACUGUUCCUCAGACCUUGUGGGAGGGCAGACUAUAUUUUGGGAAAAAAUAAUAAUGAAUUGAAUUGCUAUGCCCCACAAAUAACCCAGAGAUGCAUUUUAAAUAAAAAGACACCUUCUACUAAUGUAAAAACAUGCUGAUUCCUGGACCGUCCGCAGGCCGGAUUGAGAAGGCGAUUGGGCCGCAUCCGGCCCCCGGGCCUUAGUUUGCCUACCCAUGUUUUAAGACUUUUUCCACAGUGGGAGCAAUGGCAUCAUCUUCUCACUCUCUCAUGCAAUUGUCAGAUCCUCCUUUCUCUGGCAAGUAAAUGAGGUGAUAUGGAGGCUUUCAAUUUUUACUUAUUGUUUGUGCCAGAUUAAUACAGUAUAGGGAAAUCAGAGAGUGAGGGAUGUAAUCAAGACUUGAUAGUUCUUUCCUUUGAUUUUUUUUUAAAAAAAACUUAAUAUGGUCACACUUCUUUGCAAGACUGUUUGCAUUUCUAAUUUAAAAGGUUGAAAAUCAGCUGACUGAAGAUCUUUCAUCAAAGCUCAAUAUAUUUUACAAGGAUCUAUGUAGUUUGAAGGAAGCAUCCCGAGUUCAACUGAGUUCAAGCUUCAGCCAAUAUGAUUGUAAUGGAGAGCUUCCUUUUUAGUUCCUAGAAGUGGCAUGGUUCAGUGUGGUUCACGUGCAUGUUCCCUAAUAUUCAGUAGUGGCUACUUUGAUUGUCUCCUUUCUCAUAAUACCAAAAAACGUACUUACGAAAACACUAAAAUUUAGCAGCAUAUGAGCAAGUAAAAUGGGCAGUGGAGACCUAUAUCCCCCUCCACAUUUUCAUAGACAGACAGGCUGAGUGAGUUCAACAGUUCAAUGAAGAAAAUAAUCAAAUAAAGCAGAAAGUCCUCCAAACGCUUGAUAAUGUUUUCAUUUGACUCCUUAGCUUUUUUGCACAUUUUGUUGUUUUGGUAACCAUAGUCCUACUUCUGAGCUAAAGCUUUAUUUAACACACCUAGAAUACAAUAAUAAAUAUAUGGUUGUUAUGGUCGGUAGCUGAAUUAGUGGGCUGCCUGGCUAAGCAGUGGAAUUGCUAUUCUGAAGAAAUCCCUCCCAACCUUGUCUGAACUUAAUUAUAUUAAACUAAGCUAUUGUGCUCGUAGUCUAACUUUUUGACCUCAUGUCAAAAAAAAGAAUAAUCUAACUUUUUGACCUCGUGUAAAAAAAAAAAUCACCAAUGCAAUUGCCUGAAAGGUGUGUGUGUCUUAUUUUGGUAAAGUUGAAAAGGGCACCUGAACUUCAGGUGGGUUUCAAAGCCCACACACAGUAAAUAAUGAGUCCUGCCUGGAGCUCUCCAGGCACUUUCACAGUUGUGCUCAGCAAAGGUCAGGAAAAGAAAAGAGCUCAUCAGAGAAUAUUUGGCCACAUUAAACUAUUCCAGCAUAGCAGAACCUGACAAAUGACACCCUUGGGUGCUGAAACAAUGUGUGAGGGUGCUGGGGGGGAACUAAGCCAUAUGCAAACUUCCCAGAGAGGACUAGCAAGACACAGGAGAUAGAAGUGUGGGCUUAUUUUGCAAUGGUUAGUCUUCCAAUGAAGAACUGUGCGGAGUACUUAAUAAAUGUGGUAAAAAAUUUGGAAUGCAUCAAGUAAUAAUAAAGUACUUGGGUUCAGCACACAAAAGUGUUUUUCACAUGUUAAGAACCUUUCAUCAAGAACUUCCGGGGUGGCGCCUCCGGAAAAUGGCGGAAUUCCCUUUGGACUGAAGGGAACCCGCUGCACGGAGGCUUGGGUCCUGCCGCUACGGCGCAGCGGGGACCCGCAAAAACCACAGGCGGAAGAAGCCUGUGGACGUGGGACUCGGCGGGCACCGGAGCGCUCUCUCCCCUUGUACAAGAGCCCGGUAACGGGCUCCGGAGUGGAGGUGCGUGGUGCUGUGAGUCGACUGCUUCCUCCGUGCAGCAAAGCCGCACUGCCGUUAUCGGAGAGCGCUGCCUUUUUCCUGGACAAUUUGGCAUCUAAAAUAUCUAUCCGUGAGUACCUGAUCUUGGAAGAGUUGAACCACUUUUAAGACUGGUGAAUAAACAAAUAAUAUUGGACUUGAAAUUGAACUUAAUUGGGACUCGGAAUGGGAAGGUCUAAACAGGAAGUCGCCUUCCGUUCUUUUGUUAUGAGAAGAAAGCAAAGACAAAAUAUACUAAAGCUUGAAAAUUAAAUUCUAAGAGAACUAGAAUUCAACAUCUAAGAUUUCUGAACCCCCCCUUUGACUGCAGGAGAAGAAGGGGGUUGUAUUUGGACUUUUCAAUCCUGCGGAAGUGAGUUUAAAAUAAAGCAAUUUUCCACCGCCCUGAACCAGGAGCGGGCUGUCAGAAUUGACGUUUUGAAGUUUAUCCAGCUCGACAGUUAGUUAAAGAAGGGUAACAUUUUGAUUCUACUGUUGCCACUUGAAUUUUGAAGGGUAAAUUUUGUAUAAAUUGUUUCUGGAAAAACAAAGAUUGUUGCUUUUGCUUUUAUUCCUUUUAAAAAAAAAAAAAAAUUUCCAUCUAGUGGAAUUUAGUGAAAUUGCAACGCAGAGAGAUUAAAGAGAAGGACUAUUGGACUAUUGUCGUGGGAAAGAAUUUUCUUUGACCUUGAAGGACAAUGCUAGUACAAAGGCUUGAACAAUUGUUCAUGGAAGGUUUUUAUAAACUAAGUGCCCAGCUGGACCAGAUGCGUCAGGAGGCGACCUUGAUGAUGGAAGUUACCAGAGCACAGCAGCAAACAAAUGAAAUUCAGUUAAAGGCUAUACAAGCAUAUGAACCUGCUGUAGUGACGGAGGCUUCAGAGAUGGAGGGACCUUUGGACGGGCAAGAUCAGCCUUUGAACUUGAUAAAUGAACUUGGGACAAACCAGAUUCGGAAAGAUGAAAUGUGGUCAGAUUUGGAAAUGGGGGGAUGGAUCGACCCCCCUCCAUAUGGUUAUUUGGACCUUCCGAGUCUGGUGAUGGGCUAUCAGAGGAUUGGAGUAGCCGAAGUCUCCAAGCUUUGUGGAAAUUUGAAGUGGUAUUAUUUGCUGUCUGGCUUGGGCAAUGGGUUUGGGAUGGACUUGCUGCAAAGGGUCAAAAGCAUUUUCUUGCUGGAGCAUCCACGACUGGAAAGGAAUCAUCAACAAGAGUGGCGAAAGGGGCAAGAAAGAGACUUGAGGGCCUCGGAUACGAGACAACCAGGUUAAGGAGCCGGAUUAUCGAGGUUAAAAGGACUGACAAUCCGGGUCCAGGGGAGGAGGUUGGAAGCUGACUGGACUGAAUUUGACUUAUUAUUUUUUCUUUUUUAUUUUUUAAUAUUGGGAAUGCUUACAAAUGUUUGAAGGAUGUUGAAUGAAAUUACUUGGCUUAAGUAAGGAUUGGUAAAUGAUUCGUAAAAAGGUAAGGAUGCAAGAAUUUGGUAAAUAUUGAAUAUAAGCUAUGAGUUUUAAAGUUUUUAUAUGACAAGAGGGAAAAUAGAAUAAGGAAACGUAAUGACAGAUUGUUAUGAAAAAACAGAAAGGAUUUGCUGUAAAAAUUAAAAAUUAAGAAACAAAAGAGGGGAGGAGGAGGAAGUCUAGAAAGGAAGUCAAUAGAGAUUGUAAAGGACUUUAUAUUUUUGUUUUUCUGUUUCUCUUUUUUUCUUUGCGGCUGGGUUUUCUUUUCUUUUUUGUUUAUGUACUAUUUUUGUUUUUUGUAUCCUCAAAUUUUUUUGGAAAUUUUUGUUGUUAUUCUUUGAAAAUUUAAUAAAUAUCAAUUAUAAAAAAUAAAAUAAAGGGGGAAAUAAUGAAGACGAUAUGUUUUGAUAAUUUGCUAUGCUGAAAUUCCUAAUAAAAAUUAUUUUUUUUUUUUUAAAAAAAACCUUCCAUCAAGAAAACUCUCUUUACUAAAGUCACUGUUGAGAAAAUAGCAGAAAGUACGAGGGCAGGGAAUUAGAUCAUGUGGCCAUUCAAAUGUUUGUUGAACUCCAGUUCUCAGCAAGACCAAUGGACAGGGAUGAUGGGAGUUGAAAGCCAGCAACACCUGGAGCAGCACAGGUUCCCCAUCUCUGUAAUACGAUGAUGAGAGUAAACCAUAUUGAAGCUGGAUAGUGGGAAUAACUUAUUAAAAAAUAGUUGGACAAUGGCACAAAUUUCCAGAUAAAAUAUAAAUUCACCACAGGUUUUUAAAUAAAGACUUGGCGGAGAAUACUGUGUCAAGUGGUGACUUGACCAUCACUUGAGAUUUCAUAACUCUCAGCUUAGUAAGAAUGAAUAUGAAACAAGUUCUGCUGGCUUUUAUAAAUCAACUAUCAUUUAUCAUAUCCCCGUCUUCCCACACUUCUCCCUAAAUUAUCAUUAUUCUUAUCUUUUUCAAACAGAAUAAAACCACACUGACAAGAUGGUGCUGCCAUUGCAUUUUAUUGCAAUAAUCAAUCAAUAUAUCUAUCAAUCAUCACUUCAAAGCAGCCCUGAAAAAACACCCCUAUCUUAGACUUAACUCAUCUUUGAACUUGCUUACUCAGCCUGCCCACUUUACAGAUGGUUUUCCAAGCCUGCUUACCUGCUUGUUGGCUUUGACCUUGCACAUACCACACUCUCCCCUACUUAUUUCCUUUCCCUUUGCCCAACCCUACAAAGAACUGUGUUUGUCCUUUAUUCUAAAAAUGUGUCAGCAUUGUAAUUUAUCAAAUAAACAAAAAGCCAUUCCCUUCGUCUAUACAUUAAAUCAUGCAUUCAGCCCCCACUGCUCUUAAAUGGCAAUGCAUUCAAUGAAAUUGCAUGCAAAACAUACACUGGCAAGUCAUGGCAAGACAUACAAUGAAAUAAGGACAAAAGAAAUCAGAAAUUCAAUGCUGGGAAUGAAUGGUGCAGUGGAGGAAGAAAAGAAAAAUUAACAAUAGUUUCUCUCCCCUUCAUUUAUUUUCUCAGGCUAUCUGUCUUUUCCUAAGUAGUUUUGAAUAGGACACUAGUAACAAUUAUCAGUACAGCCUUCCAAGUAGUUUUUUUAAAAUAAAAAAAGUCUUCAAAAGUUCCUGAGCCCAUUUUAAAAAUUCAAUAGGAAUUUUAAUUGACUAUUAAAUACAGUGCUAUGCACAAUAAGAUCAUUACUGUACUUCUAUAGAAGAAUACGAAAAGAAAUGUGGUAUUUUAGCGGUAGGGAAGAGAACCUGUCUUUUCAGGAGACAUAAAAGCUGCUACAGCAAAAGAAACAAUUAUGCAGAAACAGCAAUAGCAGAAUAGUGUGUUUGUUUGUGUGUGUUUGUUUAAGUGUAAAUGCUUACAUUUGUUUCUCUUCCUCUGCUCCAUCCUAAGUAUCAACUCUUUCUCAAUAUAAUAUAUGGAGUUAUUAGGUAAAAUAACUUUUCCCAGUUGUAGUUGCUUAUGGAUCUGUAGUCAAUUGUGGAUCUUUCUGCUUCUUUAUUUUAUUCUGUUCUUAAACAAAGGUAAAUACUUUACUAAUUAAAAUGGGGAAUAGAUUUUCAAGGGCAGUUGUGUAACUCAUGCUGUUAUCCUCAUUAUUAACAGCAGGAGAAUAUAUUUCAAAGCCAACAGAGGGUCUAUCAACUGACCUCUCUUCCCUUUUUUUGCCAUAGUGGAGCAUGCUCAACAGCUCUUCUGAAAAAGUCCCAGAAGUGUGUCUGGAAGAGUAAACAGAGGGGCUGCUCUAGAGGAGUUCAGAGGAGGCCUGGAUAUUUGUUUUCAGCUAUAAGAUGGGUGGCAUCAGAACUGCCAGCAGUACAUGUGAAAAGGACUUACUAGACCAGAAGAUAAACAUGAGUCAGCAGUGUGAUGUAGCAGAAGCUGCAGCAGCAGAAGUACGGUGUCCAGAUCAAGAGAAAUAAUAGUACCACUCUGUUCUGCCUUGGUUGGACCACAACUGGAAUACUGUGUGCUAUCAUUCCUCAUCUUCAGUUUUCCAAAAACUUGCUCAACUUCUGACCAAAAUUUCUGGUAUCCUUCCAAAUGAUGACAGAAAUAUUUAGGAAUUUCUCUCUGAAGUAUAAGUGAAAUUCACAUUGUGAUGUAUUUGAAUACUGUGCAAGUCGUAUAAAACUCAUUAGAGAAGAUAAGUGUCUGGUGGCCUUUUGUUUUCGUUGAAAUGAUUGCCCACCAGACAAUAAAGUCUAGAAGACAAGACACAACUCUAGAAACCCACUUGGUAUGAUACGCUAGUCACAAGAUACAGUCUAUGCACAUUGUUUCCAGUCUCAAAGGGCUUUAUUAAAAAUUGAAAGCAUAUGCAAUAGCUGCUGAACUGGAUAAGGUUUGAUUGGGUCCUCCAGGGAUAACUGUACAUAACAGGCUGUUUUCCCUUUCUAAAAAGAGACCCUCUGCUCUCCUUCCUUUGACUGUGGCAAGCCUUUGCAAUGCUGAUGGACAUUAUUGUAAUACCAAUUUAAUAUAUGUGUAUACAUAUGUGUGGAGCAUGUAUUUGCUUUUUUAGACACUACAGGGCAUCUUUCAUUGUUGAAAUAAAAAAAAUGAAACAGAGAGAUGAAGAACCUGUUAUGUUUGUAAUGGAAGAACUCAUAGUCAAAAAGAGCCACACUCAAAAAUCCCAGUUCUAAUUGAGUGGGUCUGAGAACAGCACAUGCUACUGACCCCACACAAUUAAACAGUGAAGCAAACCAGCCAAAUACAGACCCUCAGGGCACAUAAGGCAUAUAUCCUGGUUAUUUUAAAAAGAAAAGAAAAAUCAAGACUUUAUUAUGGUGUUAAAAAAAGAGAGGGAAAAAGCAGUACAAAACAAACAAAAAACAGGGGCCACAUCAUUACCUCACAUAACAAAAUACAUUCCCAAGAGACUAUACAGUGAAUUAGAAGUUGCUACAAAAAUGGACCUGAUACAGAAAGAAUACAAAAUAAAUUAUAAAUGCCAAAUCCAUAUUUCAUUGAGACUUGCCAUCCCUGUGAUUGACCUAUCCUGUAAGUAAGAAAUGGCCAGCAAAUGGAGGCAAAAUCCAUAGGUUUACCUGCACCCUGAGAUACCCUUGUUGUAAGUCAAUUUCUGAGAAAUGAGAAUAAACAUGUUAUUGAAACAAAUAUUUGAAGAAAACCCCUUUUUUCUGAAAGGAGGACUCCUUUCAGCCCUGCAAUAUGGUCAAACAAGCCCCUACUAACAGAAAAAUUAUAACAGGUUUACAUAUUAAGUCUUUACUGUAUUUGACUAAUCAAAAAUUUACAAAGGACACACAUUGGGGGUUAAAGGCACUGGUACACUGGUGCACCUAUUAUUUCAGAAAUGUUCUUCAUUACCUCUUCCCAAAAUUUGUACACAAAUGUACACAUGUGCAAGACCACCAAAUGUUCCAAACAGUAUAUUGGAUAUUUUAAAGAUGCGGCUGCAUUAGGUGAAUCAAAGGGGAUGUACUUUCAAACUAGGAUGGUCAAAAGAUAGCCCACCUAAUGCUCCCAUUCAUUUUAAAUGAUUUAUUUAUGACAUUUGUAUUCUGUCCCAUAAGAUAUAGUUCUUUGGGUGGCUUAGAAACACGUAAGGUGUGCUGGCCAUAGGUUUUGCCUACAGUUUUGCUUGUAAAGAACAGAAAAUGUCUAUUAAUAGUUGCAUGCAGGAAAGUCAUUUUACACCUUAACACUUUCUUUGGAUUUUAUAUGUGAUAUAAUCCUCUUUUCUAUUCAGAAAAAAAUGAAGCGGCUAAUAACAAAACAGAAAAAGUAAUAAAAAGCAAAAUAUCAAGUCAGCAAAAACAUAGCAUUCAAAAUACAAAAAAGCAGCAGCAAGAAAGCAAAAACAAAAUAAAUAGAAAUCCAUGUAAAGCUACUGGCAGAAAACUGCAGCCAGGCAGGAAUGUGUCCUAGCCAAUAACUUUCUAGACAAUGUAUUAGGUCAGCUUGUGUGGCAAAAUACACAGUCCUUGGCCCACUCUCUUUAUAACAGAGUGAUUUCCGAGAUCACACACUGUUUUAAAGCUAGUUGAGUCAUUCAGUCAAGGGGUUAAUUGCUUCUGUUUCUACCUGGCUUAACAGCUUGCCUCUUCUCUUUGGCUGCACCUAUCAAGUCAGUCUGUUAGGCCCCCACAACACUUACAAAUCGUGUCCAGCCAUCUUUCAGACCAGCUGAAGUAAAAUGCAGAAAGCCAUUCCUAGAACGAGUCAUGCUUCCUUUCAUAAGCUAUGCAGCUAUGCUUAUGAGGGGAAAUACCUAACAUCAAACAACAAACACAUUAAUUGGCUCUUGGCAAAGGCAUGCUAAUGGCACCAAAACAACUUGCCAAAAUAAUGCAAAAUAAAGAGUAACUAAGGGAAGUGAGGUCAAACUUGAACAAAACUUUGGCAUCAGUUUGUAGGGAGCCUGAAUUUGGGGGUCACAUGUUACUGAAGCUGAAGUGAGGCCUUAUUGCCUGGCGUCUAAGCAAUCUAGGUUCUAGAGCCCUUGCCAAUAUCAAAGGCUCACGGAACUUCAGCCCUGAGUGUCCUAGCACAGCAGUCUUAAACCUUUUACAACCCAAGGCCCACUUUUAACUCAAGUUUACAUUUGGAGACAUAUUUCUUUUUUAACCAUGUAUUUGCAUUGUGGUAGUUCUGCUGUUGUGACACACCUUAGAUCAGGAUGUGACCUAGUAGCAGAUCUUUACCCACAGCUGAAGAUCAAUGCUCCCAUUACUAAUGGGGUAGAAAUUUGAUUCCAUUUCAAUUUAAAGGUGAGCAAAACUUGAGCCUUUGCUAGACAGCAUUAAUAAUUUCUGUGUAGUUUUUUGAUAAAUUGAUUUGGAUAUGUCAGUGCCAAGAAACCUCUCUUGGAGGAAAAAGUUCAUAUUUACUUAUGUCUAUGUUAAAUAGGGGGUAGACAUAGCAGACGACACAGCGAUUCUUCAAAGCAGCUCUUUAUUUGUAAGCUGGAACAGAACUGAACUGCAAACAGCUCAGCCGGCCUGCUUUUAUAGGCAGCCGGCUGUCAACAUUGUAGCAACAGCAACCCAGGGUUUCCCGCCUAAAGUAACUGACGUGGACCUGAGUGAAAACUAUAUACACGAUACUCCUGGUGGCCAGGGUGAGAACUUCAAUGCAUAACACCCUAAGAAAGUUAUAUAAAUUUCAUAAUACCAGUUAUUUCAUAAUGACAUAAUUAUACCAGUUAAUGAGGGCCCGAGCUGCCUCCACAACUAUUGUAGUAGAUGUCCUGCUGCUGAUUUAUACCGUAGAGGACUUGACCCUCUUAUUUAAACUUAUUCUGUUGUAGUGACUUUAGACUGUAGCAUUUUCUUUGCUUUGUAUUGCUGUUAAGUGCUGAAAUGUGCAUAAUGAAAGGGCCAAGAUGAAAGGAAAUGAUAAAAACCCUGUAUAAAAUAUCAGCUAGUAACAGUAAUUACAAGCAUCAAAAUGAAAAUGAAAAUUUGAUAUAAACAUGAGUAAGUAAUGAUACAAUACUAAAAAUAACCACCUUUGAAUCAAGCCAUUCUACAUCAGUAGUCAUUUCAAUAAUAUGGACAAAGGGGCAGGGGAGAGAGGAAAUUAAAUAUUAACUAUAGUUUAGAAUUGAUUCCACUACCUUCAUUUGUAGAAUUUCCUCCCUACAGAGGUUUGUUUGGCAGGGCUGACCCAAGACAUUUUGGCACCUGAGGCUGCCCCCCUCCCAAAAUACUGUCUCCCUCCCUGCCAGGGAAGAAGGGAUGAGGGAAGAACUACAUCAGAAACAAGGGGGGAAGAAAAUUUGACAUUGGGAUCUGUUGUUCCAGUGGAUCCUCCCGCAUGAGGCAUUCAUCUCACUUUUCCUCAUGGAUGGGCCAGCCCUGGAGCUUAGGGACAUUCAUGCUAUAGUUUCUGCCAUAUGCUGAAGAUGCACCGCUUUACUGUAGCCUUUGAUGGUUUAAACUACACAUUUCAUGGUGCCCCACAAAAUGAGCCCUUGGCCCCUUAACCAGCGGGGUCAAGAUUUCGCCGAAAACCCAACAUUGUCUGAUUCACCCCAGUGUUUUUCUUCCAAUCCCCUUCUCAAUGUGCCUAAUUUUAAUUAAUCAAUUUUAAUCUAGCAUGUAAAUUCUCAAAACUUGCUUAUUUAAACAUUCAGCAUUUUUUGUACAAUCUAAUUUAUUCUCAGUAACCAAAAUUAUAUUAUCAACGUAUUUAAGCAGAAAAGUUAUUUCCCCAUUUUGUUGUUUUUGCCAUGAGACAUCAGUUGAAUUGGACCCCACAUAGCACCUAAAUUAUUUAAUUCAGUAUUUGAAGGAUUGGUAUUAGUAAUUGUAUUAUAAAUUGGUAUUGUUAUAAUGAGGCUAUUAUUGGAUUGUAAUUGAAAACUAAUAAAUUUUUUUUUAAAAAAAAAUCUCAAUAAUGACAAUUGGAAAAAAUCAGAGAUGGACCGUAAAUGGUUUAAAUAAUAAAGCAAAAAGAAAUAAUUGCAUGGAAUAGCAGAAAGGCAAAGGAACCAGAAAAUGUGUGGAAGGGAAGUCAUAUGGUAUAUGUAUACAUGCUGUAUUUGGUACGAAGUUGUAAGUGUGAUGAGGGGGGGUUAAAUAUGAUCUCUGUUCCUGGUUUUGAAAAUGCAAUUAAAAAAAAACACUUUCAAAAAUACUGAAAAUAGAAAAUCCUGCACUUAGGUUGCAAGCUGUUUGUGUCAUGUGGGUAAGACAUAACAACAAUAUAAUUGAUUGGGAAGUUGCUGUGGGUUACAGAAACUACUGUAAGGUUGGAUAAGAAAUUUCUGAACUACAGCCUCAACCAGGGAAAUUGUAAUGGCCAAAGGAAAAAGCCUUUUGGCAGGCAUAAUUGGCACUUUGGCCCUCCCACCUGCUAUUUUUGGGUAGCCAAUUACUUCCUUGAGGGAAGGAUCAAAUUAAACUGCAGGUGGCAAAUCCCAUACUGGGUAAUUCCUCUCUCCCAACCUGCAGAAGUAAAUCAACCCCCAUUCUUUUUUUUUAUUCAGACACAAACAGGAUAUGGUUACGAAUUGACAACAGGGGCAAGAUAGAGCAGCUGGAACAAACUAUUCAUGUCAUACGUAAUUUUGGUAAGUGAGGUGGGUACUAUCUGUUGAAGCCAAACCUAUGGACAAAGGGGAGGUGGUGGUGGGCCUUUGUUUUUCUUGUUGUGAUAAAAUGUGGUGCCUUCGUCUUCCAUUUUUAUAACCAGCAGAAUUGCAAACUUGGAAUUAAACAGUGACCUUUCUAAACACUCAGAUUAUGACCAAAUUUGGGGGAGAGGGAUUUGAGCAGUUACCAGCAAUAAAGCAUACCGAACAUUUUCUGAGAGAGAGAAGGGAAAUUACAGUAGAACUCCCUUGCCAACAUGGAAAUGAAGUGCUGCCCCCUCUUGAAAACAAUCACAGUGGAACAAAUUACCGUAGGAGCAAGUACACAACAUAACACUUAGAUUUGGCAUUGCACAGAAUUAAGUUUAAGAUACUAACUGAUGCAAAACAAAGAGGGGGCUUUGCCCUGCCGGACUUAAAGUUGUAUUACGAAGCCGCAGCGUUCUGCUGGCUAAAAGAUUGGCUACUUCUUGAAGACACUGAUGUGUUGGAUUUGGAGGGGUUUAACAAUGUUUUUGGAUGGCAUGCAUAUUUAUGGUAUGACAAAGUUAAAGCAAAUAAGGCCUUUAAGAACCAUAUUGUUAGAAAAUCACUGUUUAAUGUCUGGACAAAAUAUAAAGACUUGCUGGAAAAUAAAACACCAAGGUGGCUUUCACCUUUGGAAGCUAAGGCCCGAAAAGACCCAAUAUGGAGGCCAAAUGGCCAAAAUAUUGGGAAAUACUAGAAAAGAUGGAGACAAUUGGAAAUUGCAGCGUGUGGAGAAAAUGAAAGACAAAGUGCGAGAUUGGUUACACUAUGCUCAGAUUAAAGAAGUUUUUAAAAAUGAUAAGAAACUAGGGUUCCAGGUGGAGAAAUCGAAAUUAGAAACAGAAUUGUUAGAACCAAAGAUUAAGAUACUUUCAAGGAUGUAUAACUUGCUGUUGGAAUGGAAUACACAAGAUGAAAUGGUUAAAUCGGCUAUGAUAAGGUGGGCACAGGAUAUUGGGCAUAAUAUUAUGUUUGAGGACUGGGAAAGGCUGUGGAGUAAUGGAUUGAAAUUUACUGCAUGUAAUGCUUUGAAAGAAAAUGUAAUGAAAAUGAUUUAUAGAUGGUAUAUGACCCCAGUCAAACUCGCAAAAAUUUACCACCUGUCUGAUAACAAGUGCUGGAAAUGUAAAGAGUGUGAAGGAACGUUCUUUCACCUCUGGUGGACCUGCCCUAAAGUGAAGGCGUUCUGGGAAAUGAUUUAUAAUGAAUUGAAAAAGGUAUUUAAAUAUACUUUCACUAAGAAACCAGAGGCUUUCCUUUUGGGUAUUGUCAGCCAAGGGGUGGCAAAGAAGGACCAGACAUUUUUAUGUAUGCAACAACAGCAGCAAGGAUACUACUCGCAAAACAUUGGAAAACUCAAGAUCUACCCACACUGGAAGAAUGGCAGAUGCAACUGAUAGACUAUAUGCAACUGGCUGAAAUGACUGGCAGAAUCCGUGACCUGGGAGAAGAGAGAAUCGAGGAGGAUUGGAAGAAAUUUAAGAACUAUCUACAAAAACAUUGUGAUUUGACUGAAUGCUGAAUAAGAUGCUAGACUAAAUAACUGAGCACCACUUAACUUAGAAGUUUUUAAGAAAAUAAGAAAAACUGUGAAAGUUUAACUCUUUAUGAGAACUUUAAGAUUAUGAAAUAUCAAAGAGAUAUAAGAACUUAAAUAAGAUGAUAAAUUGCUGACAAAAUGUUAUAAUGAUGAAGGUGGGAGCGGGAGAUGUGAGGAAGUUCAAAGAAAAUGUGAAAUUAUGUUAAGACGAAUGUUAUAUUGUUUAUUACACUUAUUCCUAUUGUAAAACCCAAUAAAUUGCUUUAAAAAAAAAAUAGAUUUGGCAUUGCACAGCAGGGUUGGGAUGACUGCUUUACAGUUGAAAUUAUUUUCUUAGUCAAGUCAGCUGUUUGUAACCACAGCCAUAUAUUGCAGAAAUGAUUUCACAAAUAUAUAAGCACACCGAAAGAAGCAUGACAGUGACACAUAUGGGUAUGAGUAUUAAAUACUUCAUAGCAUACAGCCAGAUAUUUUAUUUUACUUAUGACGUUUAAGUUUCACCAUCCCUCCAAGGAGCUUAAGGUAGCAUACAUGACUCUUACUUCACAACACCCCUGUGAGGUAGGUUAGGUGCAGACAGUAGCUGGCCCUAGUCUCUCAGGUCCUAGUCCAUGAUUACACCACAUUGGCAUUGAUAGUAAACUGCAGAAAACAACACAGAUUGUACCAUUAGGAAGCCACAGACAGUACUUACUGACUGUUGUAUUUGGGCUAGAUCUGAAUGCAAACCCUUGAACUAAUGCUUGUGGCAAAAUCUGACACGGACCAUGUUGCAUUAUUAAGAUGAACUGGAACUAGCCAGGUGUUAAUUUGCAAUCAAUAAAGACUACAGGCUGCUUAAGUCUGUUUGUGUUUUCUUACCCUUAGAGAGAUAUAGGUAAAGUUACUGCCAGUUCUUCUCAGUCAAAUCUUCAUGCUAGUUGACUUACUAAACCACAGGACAAAUCUGAGCAAAGUUUAGAGUGCACAAAAGGCCCAAUAAUAAAUCACUUUGAAUUGUAUGCCAAUGCUAUAGAUAAGAUGCUUAGUAAGAAUACCAGAGUGGGAAAGAGUAGGAAGCGAGCAAGGGAAAAGUUUAUUGAACUCCAAUAUUGGCUUCCUGUGCAAUAUUAGUUCUACUGAGUUAAGAAAACUUCUGAUACCCCCUUGUGUUUCAACAUUCCGUCAUUUUAAUGUUUGCAAAUAGAAAUUUCCCUUCCUGAUAUAAAAGGACUAAGUGAAAAAUAAAUGAAGCCAAGCAAGCAUUGUACUUCUCUACUGAACUUGUCAGCUUUCACCUGCUGAAUAUACCAUUCAGCUUUUGGGAACAGAGUGGCUUUGUUAAGUUUCUCUAAGCCUUCCUAAUUAUGUACAUUUGAUAGUGCAGAAUUCUUUCAUUUGAGACAGCUUAUAUUAUCUGAUGCAGCUCUUUCAAAACUAUUCAGAAACAUCAUCUGCCAGGAUCAAGAGUAAUUGAACUGAUAUCUAUUGGGUUUUAUCUGCAGCUUUAGUGCAUAAUUUUUCAUUUUCUUUAGAAGGCUUUUAACAUAGAGACAGAGCGUUCCUACAGUCCCACAGAGGUGUUUUGACAUUAGACUUAAUAAAGCUUGAAGAACUCAUUAAUAAAUAAUGUUCUGCUAGGUUAACAAAUAAAACUGAAUGCAUUUGUUGGACCCAAGAGUAAAUUGCAUCAAACAUGUGACUUGUUUAAAAGACUGCAAUGGUUAUUCUGUUGGAGCAUUUGGCAUGUCUCAACACAUCAAUGCACUUUUUUUAAAAAAAAAAUCACUUCAGAAGUUCAUGUAUCCGCAAUUAGAAUGUAGUCUGUCAGUUUGAAGAUGCUUUCUGCUAGCCUGAAGUUUGUCUAAGUAAGCAUCCAUGAUGCUGACAAAGAGGCAGUUAAGCAGCAUUAGUAGUCUUUGUUGAGAGACUACCUGUCAUUUUCAAAGUCAAUUAAUGGAAUCAUUCUACGUCAGAGCAAAAAGUUACAUAAUUUUAUACUGCUUUUAUACUCUGGACACAACUAUCCCUUUCUGUUUCUAGUCAAACUUAGAAUGCUAUGUAUGUACCAAUCAAAUGAGCAUCCAGUUAUAAGCAAUGCAGUGUGCAGACUGGUGAGAUCAGUACUAAGAUGUUCAUUCCAAUGUGCUGUUGGAAGGACAUUUCAUUUACUCUUGUGGUUUGUGACAGAGCAAGUGUUAAUGUCUCCUUCAUGGAUCACUGCCUUGUCGUGGAGAAGGGACUUGAACAGCUCAGAGAAGCUAUGGGCUAUGCCAUGCAGGGCCACCCAAGAAGGACAGGUCAUAGUGUAGAUUUUUGACUAAACGUGAUUCACCUGGAGCAGAAACCGUCAAGCCACUCCAGUAUCCCUGCCAAGAAAACUUCAUGGACAAAGACAAGAGGCAUAUAAAAGCUAUGAUGCUGGAAGAUGAGCCUCUCAGGUCGGAAGGCAUCCAACAUGCUACUGAGGAAGAGCGGAGGACAAGCACAAGUAGAUUCAGAGCUGAUAAAGCGGCUGGGCCAAAGCCAAAAGGUCGCUCAGUUGCAGAUAUGCCUGGAAGCGAAAGGAAAGUCCAAUGCCGUAAAGAAAAAUAUUGCAUAGGAACCUGGAAUGUAAGAACCAUGAACCUUGGUAAGUUGGAUGUGGUCAAAAAUGAGAUGGCAAGAAUAAAUAUUGACAUCCUGGGCAUCAGUGAACUAAAAUGGAUGGGAAUGGGUGAAUUCAGUUCGGAUGACCAUCAUAUCUACUACUGUGGGCAAGAAUCCCGUAAAAGAAAUGGAGUGGCCCUCAUACAACACCUUCUAGAAAUGACACCAAAGAAGGAUGUUCUUCUCAUUAUAGGGGAUUGGAAUGCUAAAAUAGGGAGUCAAGAGAUAAAAGGAACAACUGGCAAGUUUGGCCUUGGAGUUCAAAACAAAGCAGGGCAAAGGCUAAUAGAGUUCUGUCAAGAGAACAAGCUGGUCAUCAAAAACACGCUUUCCCAACAACACAAGAGACAACUCUACACAUGGACAUCACCAAAUGGGCAGCAUCAAAAUCAGAUUGAUUAUUUUCUCUGCAGCCAAAGAUGGAGAAGCUCUAUACAGUCAGCAAAAACAAGACCUGGAGCUGACUGUGGCUCAGAUCAUCAGCUUCUUAUAGCAAAAUUCAAGCUUAAACUGAAGAAAGUAGGAAAAACCACUGGGCCUGUAAGAUACAAUCUAAGUCAAAUCCCUUAUGAAUACACAGUGGAAGUGAGGAACAGGUUUAAGGAUUUAGAUUUGGUGGACAGAGUGCCUGAAGAACUAUGGAUGGAGGCUCAUAACAUUAUACAGGAGGCAGCAACUAAAACCAUCCCAAUGAAAAGGAAAUGCAAGAAAGCAAAGUGGCUGUCCAACGAGGCCUUACAAAGAGCGGGGGAGAGAAGGCAAGCGAAAUGCGAGGGAGAUAGUGAAAGAUACAGGAAAUUGAAUGCAAAUUUCCAAAAAAUAGCAAGGAGAGACAAAAGGGCCUUCUUAAACGAGCAAUGCAAAGAAAUAGAGGAAAACAACAGAAUGGGAAAAACCAGAGAUCUGUUCAAAAAAACUGGAGAUAUGAAAGGAACUUUUCAUACAAAGAUUACCAAGGACAAAAGUGGUAAGGACCUAACAGAAGCAGAAGACAUCAAGAAGAGGUGGCAAGAAUACACAGAGGAAUUAUACCAGAAAGAUAUGGAUGUUUCGUAUACCCCAGGUAGUGUGGUUGCUGACCUUGAGCCAGACAUCCUGGAGAGUGAAGUCAAAUGGGCCUUAGAAAGCACUGCUAAUAACAAGGCCCAUGGAAGUGAUGAUAUCCAGCUAAACUAUUUAAAAUUUUAAAAGAUGAUGCUGUUAAGGUGCUACACUCAAUAUGCCAGCAAGUUUGUAAAACUCAGCAGUGGCCAGAGGAUUGGGGAAGAUCAGUCUACAUCCCAAUCCCAAAGAAGGGCAGUGCCAAAGAAUGCUCCAGCUACCAAUUGCACUCAUUUCACACGCUAGCAAGGUUAUGCUUAAAAUUCUACAAGGAAGGCUUAAACAGUAUGUGGACUGAGAACUCCCAGAAGUGCAAGCUGGAUUUCGAAGGGGCAGAGGAACCAGAGACCAAAUUGCAAACAUGCUCUGGAUUAUGGAGAAAGCUAGAGAGUUCCAGAAAAACAUCUACUUCUGCUUCAUUGACUACGCAAAAGCAUUUGACUGUGUCAACCACAGCAAACUAUGGCAAGUUCUUAAAGAAAUGGGAGUGCCUGAUCACCUCAUCUCUCUCUUGAGAAAUCUCUAUUUGGUAGAAGAAGUGACAGAACUGGAUAUGGAACAACUGAUUGGUUCAAAAUUGGGGAAGGAGUAUGACAAGGCUGUAUAUUGUUUCCCUGCUUAUUUAACUUAUAUGCAGAAUUCAUCAUGCGAAAGGCUGGACUGGAUGAAUCCCAGGCAUCUGGUUGGCCACUGGUAAAGCAGGAUGCUGGACUAAUGGGCCAAUGGGCUGAUCCAGCAGGCUCUUUUUAUGUUCUUAUAUUGACUCAGGAAUCCAGUAAUCCUGUACCUUCCUAAGUAACUGCUGUACAUGCUUCUUGGAUUCCUUUGUAGGAAACUAGAUUGAGUCUAGUUAAUACCUCUGUGGAAGGCUUCCAGUUUUUGGCCAUAUGCACAGCACUAGCAUAGUAUACAUUUAGCAGAUAACUGGCAGGGAAAAUGAAAGGAAAAGAGCUUAAUAAUGCCAUAUGCGUGCGCGCACUCUCUCUCUCUCUCUCUCUCUCUCUCUGUGUGUGUGUGUGUGUUUAGAAGAGGAUAGAUGAUGCCAUGGACAGCAUAUGGAAACAAUUUCUUUUACUUAUCUCCAUAAGCAGAAAUAUACCAGCUGCUAUUCAAAAGAAGAGAGUUCAUAUCCUCAAAUCAAAAGUGGCUUAUAAAUAAAAUCCUGACACCGUGUGAAAACAGAUCAGACACCCUUUUAAGAGAUUGCAAAAGAUGUUGAGACAGGAGAAAGGCCUUAUAACAAUAUGGAUGAUCUACAUACAUUCUAUUCAACUACAGAAUUACUUUGUAGAUCUGACAUUAUUGCUUUCUCAGUUGCAUGCAUAUUCAUUUGGGGGGAAAUGCACAAAAUAUUUCAGCUAGAGUUAGAAUAUGAACUUGAACUACCACAAUCCAUCAAAAAUUGUUAGAAAAAUUAGAGAGUGAGAGAGCCAUUAUUUUAAUAUUUUCUCCUUGAAUUACUAAUUUAAAAGACAUUUGCAAUUAAACACCUUUAAGAAAUAGUGAGAUAAUUUCACUGUAUUUGAAGUGUUAAAAUGUAUUUGAAGUGCUAUAUAAUUGCAGCUGGAGCAUAAGAUAAUUUCUCCUGGCUCGGCCCCCAUUUAAAAAUUAUUUUUGCAGAGAAAUGUGUUAUCAGUUAUCUAGGGAAAUAGUAUUUCAUUUUCAAGGAAGCAGAUACCUGGUUUUUGUUAUCUUAGUAAGAGACGCAGCUGUUUCAGUAAUUCUCGCCAAGCUUAUUAACAUCUUUGUGCUGAAGUGUGGCCUACAAGUCUACAAAAAGGUGUCCUGGGGAGAAACACCAAAUAUGGAAAGUAGUAAUCAGUCAUGGUGAUAAUAUACCAGUGUUCCCAUUUCAGGGGCUCAGUGGGCUCUUCCUCAGUGGGCUUCCAAUCCCACACACCAAAAGCAUGAGGUGCUUGUCUUCACAACUGCACAGAAACAUGCACAGGACUAGCAAAGGUACCUUGCCAUACCAAGUACCAAGUACCAAGUAUAAUAUAUAUGAAGAUAUAUGAAACAUACGAAGACACUUUAUACUUUAUCCAGUAUAUCUGAAGGAGCGUCUCCACCCCCAUCGUUCUACCCGGACACUGAGGUCCAGCACCGAGGGCCUUCUGGCGUUCCCUCACUGCGAGAAGCCAAGUUACAGGGAACCAGGCAGCGGGCCUUCUGGGUAGUGGUGGCCUCAAUGUAGAACGCCCUCCCACCAGAUGUCAAAGAGAACAACUACCAGACUUUUAGAAGACAUCUGAAGGCAUCCCUCUUUAGGGAAGCUUUUAAUGUUUGAUGUAUUACAGUAUUUUAAUAUUUUUUUGGAAGCCGCCCAGAGUGGCUGGGGAAGCCCAGCCAGAUGGGCAGGUAUAAAUAAUUAUUUAUUAUUAUUAUUAUUAUUAUUAUUAUUAUUAUUAUUAUACUAUGAGUCAUUGGUCCACCCAUCCCAGGAUUGUCUAUGCCAACUGACAGCUAUCCACAAAGGCCUGAGACAUAGGCAUUUCCCAUCCUUAUUUUCUGAGAUGCCAGGGACUGAACUGGAGCCCUUAUACAGUAGAUGCAAAGCACAUACUAUACCUCUGAGCCAUGAAGCCUUCCAGGGCACCUGCUUUUCUCCACUUAAAGUCAGUGCUACAUCACUUAAUGGGGAGAGUAAUAAGCAGAGAUGUUCUGCAGGCUUUUGCAACAUUCUGUUUAUAUACACAGGACCUUCUGCUCCCUCUAGUAUUAUGGAUGAAUCUCUCCUCCACAGCCGGACCCUGAGUUAUUAUUAUUAUUAAAUUAAUUAUGCAAAAGGCUUCCUCAUCCUUCUCUUUCCUUUUUCUUGGUACUGCUAAGGAUACACGCAUUUAAUUUUUAGACUGCAUUAUAAAAAGGGAAACGUGUGAAAUCACAAGAGGCUGAAAGGUAGAAAACACUCCUUUAUCCUUUCUCUUCCCCAUAUCUGGCAUCACUGCCAUCUACCUCUCAAAACUGGUUACUAGGUUUGGUUACUUAUUUGGUAUGGGAGACUGCAGUGGUCUGCCAUUAACUCCCUGCCCAUCUAAUCCUAGCGAAGGCACAUGUCCACAUUUUUAUGUGUUUUAUUCUGUCUGACUUGGAGACUUCGUAGAGACAAAACCAAAAAUUCCUAGCUUGACUGUGCUUGACUGAGAUGGGGACUUGGUGAGUGAUUGGGCAGAUGGAAACAUCUUACUCCUGUAUAGGAGUUGCCCAAUUCUCAGGGCUCUUCCACAAAACAAAAUGUGACCACAGGGAGGGAGCAGCAUUAAACAAUUCAUACUAUUUCAGUGGCACAGUUUAAGGAGCACGAACACCUGAGCACAGACCACCACCAUUUUCUUUCUUCCCAUAGAGCCUCUAAAAAAAGAUGACAGGCUGCUAGCAUCCUUCCCAGAAACAUCGUAAUUCCCUUUCCUACAUUUCAUGUCCUUAGGAUGAACCUCUUUGUAGAGAUCUAUACAUAAUUUGCACCUUUUGACAAUUUUGGCUUGGGGUGUGUGUGAAUGGCUAUUUCAAUAGAGUGCUGCAUGUUAUAAGCAAUGCCAUCAUAUAAACCACUUUGCAUGUAUUAAAAGCAAGUGUUUUAUUAGAUGGAGCAAUUUAAGCACAUUACUUUCCACUUGUGGAAGCUAGGAAGUGUUGCAUUAUGGAUGAAUUAGAUUGUUGUAUGUUUAAAGCAUGUGUUACCUGGAACUGAGGUUUGCUAGAUUUAUCACAUUAUAACAUAUACAUCUGCAUGAUGAUGGCAGGACCCCUGAUGUGAGGAAGAUAGGAAAAUUAUUAUAAUCUCCAUUUCUAAAUUGAAUGAACAUUUUGCUCAGCAGAAACCUCUUGACUGAAAAUAGUCUGAGAUUACAUCCUGCUGUUUAAGGUACCUGUGUCUGUCUGUCUGAAUGUGCAUGUGUUUAUGAGCACUCAUUUAUUUUUAAACUGAACAUAAGUUUCUCACAUUCCUUUAAAUCAGAUAUCUUUGAUAUCCUAUACUGUUAGAGCUACUCACAUGUUGUCACAGACAGGUCAUAUUAGUGCAAUAGCUAUUUUAUGAUUUAUUUAUUUAUUUGAAUUAUUUGUAUUAUUUGUAUUAUUCUGACCCAAGAGAUGAGUCACUCUCCUACAGAAAAAGUACUCAAGCCUACCCUUAUCAAUCUCAGGAUGAAACUCACAGCUGCCCUGAUUGAAAAGGACAUGAAAGAAAUUAUGCAACAAAAACUCAUUUCAGUUCAACAGCUACAAUAAAACUGGGGAAUGGAGAAUUACACAGAGGCUGCAUUCAGACAAGAGAUUAAGGCUUGGCUUAGUGCUACAGGAACAACAAUCUCCCCUCAUAUCUCCCCUCUUGCAUGGCCACAAGGAUGAUAUUCAAAUAUUCCCAUUACAUUUUAUAUCAACUGCAGUUUAGGGGGUCAUCUGAACUCUAAACUGUGGUUAAUCUUAACUCUGGUUAAUGAAAAGAAGCCACCUGCAUAAACUAUGGCUUGAGUUCAGUUUGUAUCCACUGGCCAAAGUUAAGAUUAACCCAGUUUCUCCAUGUUCAAAUAACAUGGCCAACUGUGGUUAAUCUAAAACAGAAGUGAAAGGUCCUAAAGUCCUCCUCACAGUCACUUUCCACCAGAAGAGGAAUGGAAAGCACCCAAGCCCAAACCUUGCUGCAGGUUGUUCUUGUAAUGCUGAACUGGCCCAUAGCCAUCAAGGCCUACUCAACAUUCAGAGCACCAUGCCACCUGUUAAUUUUGGUUAACAAGGCAUAUUACAGGAAGGGAAACAAAAAUUCUGCAGAGAGCAGCCUGCACUUUAUUUCCCCACAGGAAAAAAACAGGCAACGAUAAAUGACUCAGAUUCCUAUUUUGUUUUGAUCCUUUAUUGCUGUACAAAAGAGGUAGCCUUUGGUAGUUACUUCUACACAAGCCCAUAUUCUUCUCUAGAGAAAAAAAGAGAGGCUCUAUUAAAAGGUAUGAGCAGCGUGGGUAACAAUGGGACAGCAAUCUAGGAAAGUGAUAUAAAAUUAUAAUGUGUCAAUCCAAAGAAAACUAGUUACUGAUUUAGAGAUAAGAGGACAAUAAGGGACAAAAGAUGCUUUGUAGUUUUGGAUUGCAAGAAAUGAAACCAGGGUGGAAGAGAGACGGUUGUGGGAUAGGGAUGUUUGUGGUCACCAAAGGGUUAUCUUCCCUCCCAUUUUCUAUACAUAGUGUUAAAGUGUUGUUUCAUCUUUUUGUUUCUUUUCUAUGUUUGCUAAGGGUUGCACAUUAAGCUUCCUUAAUGUGGGUUUUUCUGUCUCAGCCCCACUUUUAGAAAGCGUGUUCUCCUUCAUAGAGAGCACGUGUUGCGGUGGGGGCAAACAAGACAUCCCUCUGUUGCUGGGUGGGUUAGUUUGGAUGGCCGAGAAUCUUCUUGGGCACCUCUUGGUCAUUGGGGAGAAUUUGAUGUUGCAAUUUAUGAUUGAUGGCUAAGGGGCUAUUUAUUCCCUGCACACAGUGUUGAGCUGCCUCUUUUCGCUGCGUGCAUCGGAUCACCCGCCCACCCUCCCUAUAUUUAGGGCUGUUUGUGUUGACCUUGCUAUGCCUGUCAUGGGAUCAUCUGCUUUGGGGCAGGGGCCUGGUAGGAAUUUUUCCAUUUGGCUGAUUGGCCGGUGCCAUUUGGUUUUUUGCCUACUGCAUAGCAAAAUUGUCACAACUUGUAAGGUUGUGGUUAGGCAUUGGUUAAAUUUGGUUGGUGGAGGGGGUAUGGUUGGCUGUGCCUGCCCCUUCAAUGCUGCUACUGCAAGGGAUUCCGUAAAAGGAAUCCAGGGGCUCACUAUACUCUUGUCCUGUCAAGGGGCUAGGGCCACGCAAGAGGCCCUGGGAGCAUUUGGGGAGAGGUGAGGGCCUGGCACCCAGCUCUAUUCUCUCCCCAAAAUGUUUUCCCUUAUUGACUUUCGCAGGCUUGCUGAUGUCAGUUCUGUUCCUUCCUCUAGGUGGGAACAGUCGCGAACCAAUGCCUAAGCAACCACUUACAUUCUGUAAUCAAUAAAGUUGUGGCCAAAAAAUUAUGUCAAAAACCUUAAACAAAAAUUCUGUGUGAAUUGUGUUUUAUUUGAGGGUGGCUUGGGGACCACGACAUGCAAGAGAGUAUUCUAUGCUUCUUAUUGAAAACAUGGAGUUUACUACCACAGCUAUCACAGCUGCAUUUAUUCAAAAGUAAAUUCAUUAUUUUUUUUGUUAAACCAGUUACAAUAUUUCCCCAUACCUGUUACCAGUUCCCAUUGAAAGAUCACUGACGUAUUAUUAUUCACUUUAGAGCAGAGCUUUAGUUGCAUACAUUCAUUGCUGCUCUGUUACAUUUAUUAUGCAAUGGGUUUUUUCCUCUUGUAUUUGGAAUAGCUAAUUGAUGCCAUUGGGACAUAAGUCUCUUCUGAUAAAGGACUGCAUGUUGUCUGUCUCUUAUUUAUGGUUUAUAACAGGAGAAAUAAUAUAUACAGCAUGCACACAGUAGUUACAGACAUACUAAUAGGCAGACAGAUUGAGUACCACAGUAUAAUUCUGCUGAGGGAUUUAUAUGGUAUCAUUUACCACAAAGUGGAAAUUACAAUGUAGUAACUGCGAAGUUUUAGUUUUGUCUUUAUUAAUCACCAUACUCCCAUGCCUUAUAAUAGCCAAGGCAGAAAAAACUUAGAAUAAAUUAUUCUCAAUCCCCUCCACACACCUGAUUUUCAAAGUGCUUUGGCAGCAGAAUACCUAGACUGGUGCAAAGGGAGCAUUUUGAAACGAAGGCUGGUGUAUUUUCUGCCUAGCAGACUUUCCAGCUCUUCAGCUGUUUAUCAUGGCAUGUUUAUGUUCUGCCUUACCCAUUCUCUGCCCUACAGGGGCUAUGAGAGUCUUUUAAAAGUAGAGGUGGAAACUUUAAAUGAACUCACACAUGCAUGUUCCUAGCUUAAGAACUGCAACUUUGAUUGGUAACUUGUAUGUGUAAGUAGGCAUCACGUAUCAAAUGUUGAAUGAAAGCUGACCUAAGACUUCAAAACAAAACCCCACAGUUUAACUGGUAGAGGCAGUCCAGUGAACAACAAGGAGUCAUCACAUCCUGAUGAGACAUGUUCAGUCCUAUACAUGUACAUGCAGCACGUGGUGGUUAUACAGAUUUAAAGUUAGGUCUGUCUCCUCCAAGUCUAACAUUAUAGUCUAACAUUAUAGUCACUGUUCCACUAUGGAGUGUAUGAGCAAUAAAUUGGAGAAAGAGAGAGAGAGGGGAGAUAUCAAAGGAAAAACACCUUUUUAAAAUGCUGAUAAAGAACAGUACAUUUGAAGUUUUUAGUUAAUUACUUCCAACGUUCUUCAGUUAAGAAUCUUUUGCAAUGGGGAAUAUUCACUUGCCACUAUGAUAAGGUAUCACAUAUAUAUCAAGUCAAACAAAUACAUUCAUUUUCAGCUGCAAAAAGUGGGCAGUGUGAAAUGAGAUAUGAGAACCCCCAAGGAAACGAGGGAGUAUAA
Molecule: messenger RNA, 56404 nt
Organism: Podarcis lilfordi (Lilford's wall lizard)
Lineage: Eukaryota; Metazoa; Chordata; Lepidosauria; Squamata; Lacertidae
Source: the annotation of a GenBank genome assembly